AUGGCGCUGCCGUGUGACACGCUGCUACAGAACGGCGAUGCGGGAGCCGGUGUAAUAACUUUCAAUUAGGUGGCGAAGAGGCCUUUCGCUGUGCGCCACACAAGGUUUUUCUGUUUUUCAAAGCAGAGAGGUGAUUUUUCUUCAUUAAAACACAGCUCGCUGGAUUAUGGUGUGUGGGUGAACGCGAGAGAAAGAGUAGCCAGGACAAACAUAUUUUCAGAUUUUUCACUAAUAUCAUCAAAAUCAAUAUAUCAUAGCACAUUUUUGGGCUCAUUCAGUAGUUUGUAUCUGAUAAAGUAGAAUCUUGUGGGAAAAUAAUGUUUAAAAAAGUACGAUUUAUAUUCCUAAAACAUAUUUUGAAAUUAUACUGCUGCUGCUUCCUGUUGUCAUGGCUUUUUGAUUUAUGGCCGAGUGUCAAAACACCGGUUUUAGAUAUUCAUAAAUUCAAUAUACUGAAAUAAGUUGUGACAUUUUGAAGAAAAGUUACUCCCUACACACGUGUUACACUUGUGUUCAGAUUACUUGCUAAAUUAGUACCUUAUAAAUUGCACACCAAUAUUUACCAAGCGGUCACUCAAGACUGGAAUUGAUUAGCUUGUUCUACUGUAGUCAAUAGAACAUGCAAAUUAAGCACUCACGUUGAUAUUGUAUUGAAAUCAAUUGAACUGGGAUAAUACAGUAACUGCGGCGACAUGUAGGCUACGGUUUGCGCUCUUCUAACAGACAAACCUCAAUGAACUUGGGUAUACUGCAUAUACAGUAUCUGUUGAUAGAUGACAACCUGUCAUAGCCACUUAUCAACUUAUAUCUCUGUGAGAAAAUUAUUUUGGUAGACGGCAAAUAAGGAAAAGGAAACACAACACUUUUCUGAGUAGAUCAUUUCAACGAAUCACCAACUCGGUGGCGCCGGAGAAGAUGGCUGCCGUUUUACAGCCCUCUAACCACUAACCAAUUGUACUAUUAUGUGUGUUUUUUCGCGUUAUUUGUAAUUUAUUCUGUACAUAAUGUUUCUGCCACCGUCUCUUAUGACCAAAAAGAGCUUCUAGAUAUCAGGACAGCGAUUACUCACCUCAUAUUGGACGAAGAUUGUUUCUUCAACGAGCUGGACGCAAAGGAUAUCCUACAGACACCUAACAAGGCCCAAAUCCCCGUCAUUCGCAUGAGAAAGAGACAGAGAUAUCGUGGACGUAGGUCCGGGUGCCUUGUAAGGAUCCGACGGCGAGCGAGUAAACUGCCUCUUCCAUCAAUCCUAUUAGCCAAUGUUCAAUCAUUUGAGAACAAAUUGGAUGACCUAAGAUUACGGUUAUCCUACCAACGGGACAUUAAAAACUGUAAUAUCUUAUGUUUCACCGAGUCGUGGCUGAGCGACGACAUGGACAACAUACAGCUGAUGGGAUAUACGCUACAUCGGCAGGAUAGAACGGCUGACUCCGGUAAGACAAGGGGUGGCGGUCUGUGUAUAUUUGUAAACAACAGCUGGUGCACAAAAUCUAAUACUAAGGAAGUCUCAAGGUUUUGCUCGCCUGAGGUAGAGUAUCUCAUGAUAAGCUGUAGACCACACUAUUUAUCAAGAGACUUUUCAUCUAUAUUUUUCGUAGCUGUCUAUCUACCACCACAAACCGAUGCUGGCAUUAAGAUUGCACUCAAUGAGCUGUAUAAGGCCAUAAGUAAACAGUAAAACGCUCAUCCAGAGGCAGCGCUCCUAGUGGCCGGGGACUUUAAUGCAGGGAAACUUAAAUCCGUUCUACCUCAUUUCUACCAGCAUGUUAAAUGUGCAACCAGAGGAAAAAAACUCUAGACCACCUUUACUCCACACACAGAGAUGCAUACAAAGCUCUCCCUCGCCCUCCAUUUGGCAAAUCUGACCAUAACUCUAUCCUCCUGAUUCCUGCGUAUAAGCAAAAACUAAAGCAGGAAGCAGCAGUGACUUGGUUAAUAAAAAAGUGGUCAGAUGAUGCAGAUGCUAAGCUACAGGACUGUUUUGCUAGCACAGACUGGAAUAUGUUCUGGGAUUCUUCAGAUAGCAUUGAGGAGUACACCACAUCAGUCACUGGCUUCAUCAAUAAGUGUAUCGAUGACGUCUUCCCCACAGUGACCGUACGUACAUACCCCAACCAGAAGCCAUGGAUUACAGGCAACAUCCGCACUGAGCUAAAGGGUAGAGCUGCCGCUGUCACGAAUUCAGCCGAGGCUGCCCCUCCUCCUUGCUCGGGCAGGCUUCGGAUCGGAGUACUAGCUGCUACCGAUCCAUGUUUCUAUGUUCUACUUGUUUUGUCUUUAUUGGUCUCACCUGUUUCCCAUCAUGUAAUUAUGUCUUCCCUAUUUAAUCCUCUGGCUCACACUGUGUGUUGUGCGUGUUUGUUCAUGUUUUGGUUGUCGUAUGUGAGCGGGUUUGUUCCUCCCUGCGUGGAGGUAUGUUCAUUAAGAUACCUACGAGUAAAGUAUGUUUUUUCGAUUAGCUCUGUGUCCUGCGCCUGACUUCGUCCUACCGCAUUACACUGACGCCUUGACAGAAACACGCACCAAUAAUGGAGUCAGCAGGUACAGCCAUGCCAGCCGGAUCGACGGAGGAACGCGUCCAACAACAAGCGAUCAUGAUCCAGGCUCUCGGCACCGCAAUGGAACGCGUGGUGAAUACUAUGGAGCGAUGGGAGAGAGGAGGUUUUCCUAUUCCUCCUCCAGCUACACCACCACCUACACCGCUGUCCACCUUUUCACCACCUGGGUCCAGUGGGAUUCGGCUCUCGCUCCCGAGGGCAUACGACGGUACAGCUGCCGGGUGUCAGGGUUUUCUGCUCCAGGUAGAGCUAUACCUGGCAACCAUCCAGGUUACCCGCCGCUUUCGGCCAGUAUUCGAUCAUCCACCGGAGUGGAGAGUGGCGGGCGAACGUCUAUUCCACCUCAGACAGGGGAAGAGGAGCGCACAGGAUUUUGCACUGGACUUUGGGACUCUGGCUGCCAGCGCAGGAUGGAAUGAGAGGGCCCUUAUCGACCACUACCGAUGCAGCCUAAGGGAGGACGUUCGUCGGGAACUGGCCUGCAGGGACACCAACCUUAACCUGGACCAACUGGUGGAUAUGUCAAUCAGGCUGGAUAACCUGUUGGCCACCCGCGGACGUCUGGAUCAGGGGCCGUCCAUUCCAUCCCCAGCACCUCCGACCCUACCCCUAUGGAGCUCGGAGGUGCUGCUCUUAGGGAGACAGGUAGAGGGGCCGUCCCCUGCACCAACUGUGGCCGCAGAGGACACACUGCUGGUCGUUGCUGGGGAGGGUCUUUAAGGAGUCGAAGCAGUAGGCAGAGCACUGGUGGACCGUUUCAGGUGAGUAGGCACCCGACUCACCCAGAGCUCCCUGUUGCGCAUAUGUGUAUAGAUGUUGUAUUUCCAGAGUUUUCCCCUCAUUACCAGCAUAAGGCGCUAGUAGAUUCAGGUGCAGCUGGGAACUUUAUUGAUCGUCAGUUUUCCCGUAGUUUAGGGAUUCCUAUUGUGCAUGUUGAUGUGCCCUUCCCUGUACAUGCCCUAGAUAGUCACCCUUUAGGGUCAGGUCUGAUUAGGGAGGUCACAGCUCCACUCUGGAUGAAGACGCAGGAGGGUCAUGAGGAAAAAAUGUGUCUCUAUCCUGAUUGAUUCUCCUGCAUUUCCAGUGGUGUUGGGGCUUCCCUGGUUAAACCUCUCAUGACCCCACUAUUUCAUGGCAACAGAGGGCUCUCAAGGGAUGGUCAAGUCAGUGCUCAGGGAGGUGUCUCCCGAGUGGCGCAGUGGUCUAAGGCACUGCAUCGCAGUGCUAGCUGUGCCACUAGAGAUCCUGGUUCGAAUCCAGGCUCUGUCGUAGCCGGCCACGACCGGGAGACCCAUGGGGCGGCGCACAAUUGGCCCAGCGUCGUCUAGGGUAGGGGAGGGAAUGGCCGGCAGGGAUGUAGAGCAUGGCGUUUGCAACGCCAGGGUUGUGGGUUCAAUUCCCACGGGGAGCCAGUAUGAAAAAUAAAACGAUAAUGUAAGUCGCUCUGGAUAAGAGCGUCUGCUAAAUGACUAAAAUGUAAAUGUAUGUGUGUGUAGGUGUUUCCAUAGGGGCAACUACGGUGGAAAGUCCAAACCAGGUUUCCAACAUGCACAUUCUGCCUGAAUAUGCCGAUUUGGCUCUCGCCUUCUGUAAAAAGAAGGUGACUCAAUUACCACCCCAUCGACAGGGGGAUUGUGCGAUAAACCUCCAGGUAGGCGCUGAACUUCCCCGGAGUCACGUGUAUCCUCUGUCACAGGAGGAGACGGCGGCUAUGGAAACAUAUGUCACCGAAUCUCUGAGGCAGGGAUACAUUCGGCCUUCCACUUCCCCUGUCUUCUCAAGUUUCUUUUUUGUGAAGAAGAAGGAUGGUGGCUUACGCCCGUGCAUUGACUACCGUGGUCUUAAUCAGAUCACUGUGAAGUACAGCUAUCCACUACCUCUGAUUGCUAGUAUGACGGAGUCAUUGCACGGGGCGCGCUUCUUCACUAAAUUGGAUCUCAGGAGCGCAUACAACCUGGUGCGUAUCCGGGAGGGAGAUUUUACAUUUUACAUUUACGUCAUUUAGCAGACGCUCUUAUCCAGAGCGACUUACAGUUAGUGAGUGCAUACAUUUUCAUACUGGCCCCCCGUGGGAAACUAACCCACAAUCCUGGCGUUGCAAGCGCCAUGCUCUACCAACUGAGCUACAGGGGACAUGAGUGGAAGACAGCAUUCAGUACCACCUCUGGGCACUAUGAGUACCUCGUCAUGCCAAACGGGUUGAUGAAUGCUCCAUCAGUCUUCCAAUCCUUUGUUGAUGAGAUUUUCAGGGACCUGCACGGACAGGGUGUAGUGGUGUAUAUUGAUGACAUUCUCAUAUACACGGGCCGAGCAUGUGUCCCUGGUGCGUCCUACCGCAUUACACUGACGCCUUGACAGCCGCUUUCAAGGAGCGGGACUCUAACCCGGACGCUUAUAAGAAAUCCCGCUAUGCCCUCCGACGAUCCAUCAAACAGGCAAAUAGUCAAUACCGGACUAAGAUUGAAUCGUAUUACACCGGCUCUGACGCUCGUCGGAUGUGGCAGGGCUUGAAAACUAUUACAGACUACAAAAGGAAGCACAGCCGCGAGCUGCCCAGUGACACAAGCCUACCAGAAGAGCUAAAUCCCUUCUAUGCUCGCUUCGAGGCAAGCAACGCUGAAGCAUGCAUGAGAGCACCAGCUGUUCCGGAUGACUAUGUGAUCGCGCUCUCUGUAGCCGAUGUGAGUAAGACUUUUAAGCAGGUCAAUAUUCACAAGGCCGCAGGGCCAGACGGAUUACCAGGACGUGUACUCCGAGCAUGUGCUGACCAACUGGCAAGUUUCUUCACUGACAUUUUCAACAUAUCCCUGACUGAGUCUGUAAUACCAACAUGUUUCAAGCAGACCACCAUAGUCCCUGUGCCCAAGGACACUAAGAUAACCUGCCUAAAUGACUACCGACCCGUAGCACUCAAGUCUGUAGCCAUGAAGUGCUUUGAAAGGCUGGUCAUGGCUCACAUCAACACCAUUAUCCCAGAAACCCUAGACCCACUCCAAUUUGCAUACCGCCCCAACAGAUCCACAGAUGAUGCAAUCUCUAUUGCACUCCACACUGCCCUUUUCCCACCUGGACAAGAGGAACACCUACGUGAGAAUGCUGUUCAUUGACUACAGCUCAGCAUUCAACACCAUAGUGCCCUCAAAUCUCAUCACUAAGCUAAGGAUCCUGGGACUAAACACCUCCCUCUGCAACUGGAUCCUGGACUUCCUGACGGGCCGCCCCCAGGUGGUAAGGGUAGGUAACAACACAUCUGCCACGCUGAUCCUCAACACGGGGGCCCUUCAGGGGUGCGUGCUCAGUCCCCUCCUGUACUCCCUGUUCACCCAUGACUGCAUGGCCAGGCACGACUCCAACACCAUCAUUAAGUUUGCUGACGACACAACGGUGGUAGGCCUGAUCACCGACAACGAUGAGACAGCCUAUAGGGAGGAGGUCCGAGACCUCGCCGUGUGGUGCCAGGAUAACAACCUCUCCCUCAACGUGAUCACUACAAAGGAGAUGAUUGUGGACUACAGGGGAAAAAAAGAGGACUGAGCACGCCCCCAUUCUCAUCGACGGGGCUGUAGUGGAACAGGUUGAGAUCUUCAAGUUCCUGGGUGUGCACAUCACCAACGAACUAUCAUAGUCCAAACACACCAAGACAGUUGUGAAGAGGGCACGACAAAGUCUAUUCUCAGGAGACUGAAAAGAUUUGCCAUGGGUCCUCAGAUCCUCAAAAGGUUCGACAGCUGCACCAUCGAGAGCAUCCUGACUGGUUGCAUCACCGCCCGGUAUGGCAACUGCUCGGCCUCCGACCGCAAGGCACUACAGAGGGUAGUGCGUACGGCCCAGUACAUCACUGGGGCCAAGCUUCCUGCCAUCCAGGACCUCUAUACCAGGCGGUGUCAGAGGAAGGCCCUCAAAAUUGUCAAAGACUCCAGCCACCCUAGUCAUAGACUGUUCUCUCUGCUACCGCACAGCAAGCGGUACCGGCGCACCAUGUCUAGGUCCAAAAGGCUUCUCAACAGCUUCUACCCCCAAGCCAUAAGACUCCUGAACAGCUAAUCAUUGCUACCCAGACUAUUUGCACUGCUCCCCCACCCCCACCCCCCUCUUUUACGUUGCUGCUACUCUGUUCAUUAUUUAUGCAUAGUCACUUUAACUCUACCCACAUGUACAUAUUUCCUCAAUUGCCUCGACUAGCCAGUGCCCCCGCACAUUGACUCUGCACCGGUACCCCCCUGUAUAUAGCCUCCCUACUGUUAUUUUAUUUUACUGCUGCUCUUUAGUUAUUUGCUUUAUUUUUUUUUACUUAACACUUUUAUUUUUUUUAUCUUAAAAAAAUGCAUUGUUGGUUAAGGGCUUGUAAGUAAGCAUUUCACUGUAAUAUCUACACCUGUUGUAUUCGGCGUAUGUGGCAAAUAAAAUUUGAUUUGAUUAAAUAUCGACAGGGGUUGGCUUUCAUUUGAGUGAUAGCUUAACCCUCAAAUCCAUGAAUUCAAGUGAGGCCAGAGACAUUAAUAAGAAAAAAUUAUAGCCAGCGUGGUCUGACAAUUACAGCUGCGUUCUAAAGUCCCACUACGGACUGGCACGUAUAACAAAAACACUGGUACUAAACCAAAAAGUAUUGAUCUGUUUUAAGCGAUCGAUUUUCUGAGAUCGUGAAGACUAUAAGCUUUAAUACUAACAUCACAAAUCUGAGGUAAAAAGGAUGUGUAUUUCCUGUAAUUCUUGUGUGGUGAAAACAUCAGUCUGUGUAAUGUAGUAACACAUUCUGUCCACCAUAGGGAAAUUAGCAUAAUAUAACAUAAUUCAAUAUGUCAAAGUAAUUCAAUAUUUGAAUAUAUGAUGAUAGUAUUUGUAGCACACUCACAAAUUUGUUAAACAUUGACAUCGAUUUCUUCCUACUUGAACCAUGGAAAGAGUUUAAAAAAAAAUCCUAAGCACAAUUUAACCAGGCGCUCUAGAUUAGAGCGUCCAUAGGGUCUGUGCAGCAGACAUAAAGUCUCCCACACAAAGUGCCAUUUGGUCAGCCCUGCAUACACUUACAAUACAAGGGGUUGGCCUUACCUUGCCUCUCAGUGACUUCUAACCAAACAGUCAUUGGUUCUGACAUUGAUCUUCUUAUCUCCCUCCCUCCUUCCAUUCUUCCCUCCAUUCCUCCCUGUGUGUUUGUCUUGCAGCUGUUUCCGGAGACGGGGCCGAGACAGGGGGGCACCAGGCUGACCAUCACGGGGGAGAACCUGGGCCUGCAGUUCAGGGACAUCCAGACAGGAGUGCGUCUGGGCAAGGUGCCCUGUAUCCCCAUCGAAGAGGAGUACAUCAGCUCUGAGAGGUGAGGAGGCUCAGCUGCCUGGCACUCACCACUCUCACCAUCACCCACCCCUCCUUCUACGUGUCCUCUAUCUCCCUCCUCCUCUCCUCUCAGUGUAUAUCCCAUCUCAUCCUCUUCUGCUUCCUGUUGACAUUGUCCUUCUGUCCAUCUCUCUUCACCUGUCUAUUAUUUUCUUCCUCUGCUCAGUGUAUAGACAUCCUCUUCUCCUCUUCAGCUUUCUCUUUCCUCUCCUUUGACCUCCCUGCUCUCCCCUAUAUAUACAGCUCAAUAAUUGAAUUUAGAUAGAUCAAACAAUCUCUCCAUAGAGCAUGUAGAUAGUAGAUGCUCCCUUUAAAAUUGGAGGAAUCACUACACAAAUACCAGACAGCCUUACUGUAGCUACAGGUGAGCUCAACACGUGUGUCAUCCCAUGUGUCUCUAACUCCUCUCCCUUUUCCUCACUCAUACCUUCCCUACCAUCACCCCUCUCUCCUACAGAAUUGUGUGUUUGCUGAACGACGCCACGGGCUACCGAGUGCAGGAGGCUAACGUGGAGGUGUGUGUGAGGGACUGCCUGGCAGACUAUAGAGCCCUCUCACCCCGAGCAUUCACCUUCGUGGUAAGUAGCACCCAGAUGACACAGCCAUGGUCAGGGAUAGAUGGAUCCUUACAUUGCACAAUGAUUAUUGGUCAUUUUGUUGAAUGCAUAAUAAACGUGUCUUAUGGUUCCCCCUCCUACAGACGCCCUUCUUCACGCGGGUGCUGCCUGCCCAGGGCCCUCUCUCAGGAGGCACCAGGAUCACCAUAGAGGGCAACCACCUCAACGCCGGCAGCUCUGUGUCUGUCAACAUUGGACGCCACCUCUGCCACUUCAAAAAGUGAGUGUCAGUUAGUCUGUCAAAUCAGGCUUUCUGUCUGUCUACCUAUUUUUAGCUCAUAUCACAGUGGAGCGGACCCAUUGCUGUGCAACACCUAGUGCAGGGAACAGUAGAUCUCAGUCUACACCUGUAUGAGGAAUAUUAACAGAAUGCCUGUUGAAAGCGGGGGUGCUCUGCAUUGCAGCUGAGAGGUAGGUAGAGCCCAGCCAGGUAGUGUGAGAGCCAGGUUCCUGCCGGGGGGGGGGGGGGGGGGGAUACAGGGGGAAUGAGGGGAGAUACAGGGGGAGUGAGAGUGAGGGGAGAUACAAGGGGAGUGAGGGGAGAUACAGGGGAAGUGAGAGUGAGGGGAGAUACAGGGGGGGGUGAGGGGAGAUACAGGGGGAGUGAGAGUGAGGGGAAUACAGGGGUAGUGAGGGGAGAUAGGGAGGGUGAGGGGAAUACAGGGGGAGUGAGGGGAGAUAGGGAGGGUGAGGGGAAUUCAGGGGGAAUGAGGGGAGAUACAGGGGGAGUGAGAGUGAGGGGAGAUACAAGGGGAGUGAGGGGAGAUACAGGGGAAGUGAGAGUGAGGGGAGAUACAGGGGGGGGUGAGGGGAGAUACAGGGGGAGUGAGAGUGAGGGGAAUACAGGGGUAGUGAGGGGAGAUAGGGAGGGUGAGGGGAAUACAGGGGGAGUGAGGGGAGAUAGGGAGGGUGAGGGGAAUACAGGGGGAGUGAGGGGAGAUACAGGGGGAGUGGGAGUGAGGGGAGAUACUGGGGGAGUGAGAGUGAGGGGAGAUACGGGGGGGGGGGGGGGUGAGGGGAAAUACAGGGGUAGUGAGGGGAGAUACAGGGGGAGUGAGGAGAGAUAUAGGGGGAGUGAGGGGAGAUACAGGGGGAGUGGGAGUGAGGGGAGAUACAGGGGGGGUGAGGGGAGAUACAGGGGGAGUGAGGGGGAGUGAGGGGAGAUACAGGGGGAGUGAGAGUGAGGGGAGAUACAGGGGGAGUGAGAGUGAGGGGAGAUACAGGGGGAGUGAGAGUGAGGGGAAUACAGGGGGGGUGAGGGGAGAUACAAGGGGAGUGAGGGGAGAUACAGGGGGAGUGAGGGGAGAUACAGGGGGAGUGAGAGUGAGGGGAAUACAGGGGUAGUGAGGGAAGAUACGGGGGGGUGAGGGGAAUACAGGGGGAGUGAGGGGAGAUACAGGGGAGUGAGAGUGAGGGGAGAUACAGGGGGGUGAUCCACCCUUUGUCACAGACACCUUGUCAAGAUAUGUGCAGUCUUGGGAGGGUUUGUGGAGCGUACCAUGUUCAGGGGGUUCCCAUGGAAACGGGGCGAGGAGAAUCAGAGGAGACAUUGCAGGCACGUCUCCAGGCAGGACUUGGGAAUCGCACCAGAAUCACUCCUUUCCACUCCUAGAAAGACUACGGCACUCUCCCACAAAUUCAAGCAUCAUUCAACAGUGCUUCAUACUAGAUAUUGUAGUUAUUGUGUGCUAUGACAAGCAGUGGACAGUAUGAAUUGUAUCAAUGCCAAUGGGAAACACACACAGAACAAAUCAUCAGUGUUUUGUCCAUGAAACGCUUUUUCAUGUUCAUACAGGUAUUGCCAUUUAGUUUUCAGGGAGAGAGGUGCACAAUCUUGGACCUUUACCAGUUACAUUGACAAGAAAAGCAGUCAUCUGUAUCAUCCUUUAACCACCCUCUCUGUCCCUGCAGGAGGAAUUCCCGAGAGAUAGUGUGUGUGACCCCAGCGGGGCUGACACCAGGCAGCACACCAGUCAUGGUGGACAUCGACUCUGCUGAGCUGAGGAACCCAGAGGUCAAAUACAACUAUACUGAUGACCCCACCAUCCUGAGGAUCGAACCCGACUGGAGUAUUGCUAGGUAGGGAGGAGAUCUGGGUAUUUACAUGGGUAUCGCCUGGUUCUCUGGUGCUGGUCUGGGGUACAGUAGUGUAGCUACAGUGGCACCUCUUUAAAAGAGACACUUAGAGAUGUCCCACGAGUUAGCGAGGGGCACACCACUUAUGUGUGUAAAUACAGAACCUUGUGAAAUGCCCACAUUGACACAGAUUGCUCUGCUUCCUGGUAAACAUGUUAAACCAAAGAACUGUUACAAGAUGCCACAGCCCUUCUGUCUCUGUUGACACCACUUCCUUCUGCAUCUACAAUAGUUUGAUAUACAGUGGGGGAAAAAAGUAUUUAGUCAGCCACCAAUUGUGCAUGUUCUCCCACUUAAAAAGAUGAGAGAGGCCUGUAAUUUUCAUCAUAGGUACAUGUCAACUAUGACAGACAAAAUGAGAAAAAAAAAUCCAGAAAAUCACAUUGUAGGAUUUUUUAUGAAUUUAUUUGCAAAUGAUGGUGGAAAAUAAGUAUUGGGUCAAUAACUAAAGUUUCUCAAUACUUCGUUAUAUACCCUUUGUUGGCAAUGACACAGGUCAAAAGUUUUCUGUAAGUCUUCACAAGGUUUUCACACACUGUUGCUGGUAUUUUGGCCCAUUCCUCCAUGCAGAUCUCCUCUAGAGCAGUGAUGUUUUGGGGCUGUCGCUGGGCAACACGGUCUUUCAACUCCCUCCACAUAUUUUCUAUGGGGUUGAGAUCUGGAGACUGGCUAAGCCACUCCAGGACCUUGAAAUGCUUCUUACAAAGCCAGUCCUUCGUUGCCCGGGCGGUGUGUUUGGGAUCAUUGUCAUGCUGAAAGACCCAGCCACGUUUCAUCUUCAAUGCCCUUGCUGAUGGAAGGAGGUUUUCACUCAAAAUCUCACGAUACAUGGCCCCAUUCAUUCUUUCCUUUACACGGAUCAGUCGUCCUGGUCCCUUUGCAGAAAAACAGCCCCAAAGCAUGAUGUUUCCACCCCCAUGCUUCACAGUAGGUAUGGUGUUCUUUGGAUGCAACUCAGCAUUUCCUUGUCCUCCAAACACGACGAGUUGAGUUUUUACCAAAAAGUUAUAUUUUGGUUUCAUUUGACCAUAUGACAUUCUCCCAAUCCUCUUCUGGAUCAUCCAAAUGCACUCUAGCAAACUUCAGACGGGCCUGGACAUGUACUGGCUUAAGCAGGGGGACACGUCUGGCACUGCAGGAUUUGAGUCCCUGGUGGCGUAGUGUGUUACUGAUGGUAGGCUUUGUUACUUUGGUCCCAGCUCUCUGCAGGUCAUUCACUAGGUCCCCCCGUGUGGUUCUGGGAUUUUUGCUCACCGUUCUUGUGAUCAUUUUGACCGCACGGGGUGAGAUCUUGUGUGGAGCCCCAGAUCGAGGGAGAUUAUCAGUGGUCUUGUAUGUCUUCCAUUUCCUAAUAAUUGCUCCCACAGUUGAUUUCUUCAAACCAAGCUGCUUACCUAUUGCAGAUUCAGUCUUCCCAGCCUGGUGCAGGUCUACAAUUUUGUUUCUGGUGUCCUUUGACAGCUCAUUGGUCUUGGCCAUAGUGGAGUUUGGAGUGUGACUGUUUGAGGUUGUGGACAGGUGUCUUUAAUACUGAUAACAAGUUCAAACAGGUGCCAUUAAUACAGGUAACGAGUGGAGGACAGAGGAGCCUCUUAAAGAAGAAGUUACAGGUCUGUGAGAGCCAGAAAUCUUGCUUGUUUGUAGGUGACCAAAUACUUAUUUUCCACCAUCAUUUGCAAAUAAAUUCAUUAGAAAUCCUACAAUGUGAUUUUCGGGAUUUUUCUUUUCUCAAUUUGUCUGUCAUAGUUGACGUGUACCUAUGAUGCAAAUUACAGGCCUCUCUCAUCUUUUUAAGUGGGAGAAGUUGCACAAUUGGUGGCUGACUAAAUACUUUUUUCCCCCACUGUAAUAGGCUGUUAGAAAUGAAUGGAGAGUAUUCCCGUCGCUCUGUCUGUGGGAUUGGCUGUGGAGCAGCUGUGGCCCAACUGCUGCCCCAGACCGGGGGGGGGGGGUGAGCCCACCCAGGGGUUGCCUGGCCUGCCCGGCUACAGAGCCUUAGCCUGGAUGGUUGAAUGGGCAAACCGACUGACUGUCCCCCCCAAUGUCUCCAGUGAUUCGCCUCAGAUCUGGGCUCCAUCUGGCCCAGUGCGUAAUAGCAACCAGAAAACAGACGGGAACACAUGCACACAUACAUGAACAAAUCAAAAACAAGAGACAAAAGGACUGAGAUUCCUGGAUCUCUCAAAGACAAAAUUCUCUCAGGUGAUUGAUGUGAUCGCUACAGGCCCAAAUGCCUCAUCCAUACAAUCCUGGCAGCAUAGCAUAAACCAGUGGCUAGGAGAUGUGUGAACAACAUGUUUGUUCAUCUGUUCAUAAAGUUCUACUGUCUAUGUUAACUGCAGUGCACAUUCACUGCAUUGCAAUGUUUUGAAUAGGGAGUUCUAUACUGAGAUUGAUAAAUUAGAUUUGCUCAUAUCGUAUUUGUAACUUUCUGAAAAAAAAGACACUAGAUUAAAACACUUCUUGGUUUUCUGGAGUGGAAUAAAUAGCUUAUUGAUUGAAUAAGUAGAUGCUAAAUUGCUUCAAAUAUACAGCAAAGGGAGAGAAUUCGAUUAACAAAGUAGAAGGGAAGCGAAAGAGUAAUUGAGAGAGAAUGAAAAGGGAGAAGAAAAAGCAGGAAUCCAUUCUGUUACUUUGUCAAAGCCCAGUGGAGCCAUGUUGCUGCUUGAGAUGAGCUCCACGCAGAUAGUGGCUGGGGCUAGAGCUGGGGAUGGGGCGGGGCUUGGGGCUCUGGAUGGGGAUGGGGCUGGGGCUCUGGCUGGGACUAGGGCUCUGGAAGGGGCUGGGGCUCUGAAUGGGGAUGGGGCUCUGGAAGGGGAUGGGGCUCUGGAAGGGAUUGGGGUUGGGGUUCUGGAAAGUGCUGGGGCUCUGAAUGGGGAUGGGGCUCUGGAAGGGGAUGGGGCUGUGGCUCUGGAAGGGGUUGUGGCUCUGGAAGGGACUGGGGUUUGGGUUCUGGAAAGUGCUGGGGCUCUGAAUGGGGAUGGGGCUCUGGAAGGGGAUGGGGCUGUGGCUCUGGAAGGGGUUGUGGCUCUGGAAGGGACUGGGGUUUGGGUUCUGGAAAGUGCUGGGGCUCUGAAUGGGGAUGUGGCUCUAGAAGGGGAUGGGGCUGUGGCUCUGGAAGGGGUUGUGGCUCUGGAAGGGACUGGGGUUGGGGUUCUGGAAAGUGCUGGGGCUCUGGAUGGGGAUGGGGCUCUGGAAGGGGAUGGGGCUGUGGCUCUGGAAGGGGUUGUGGCUCUGGAAGGGACUGGGGUUGGGGUUCUGGAAGGAGCUGGGGCUUUGGAUGGGGAUAGGGCUCUGGAAGGGGAUGGGGCUGAGGCUCUGGAUGGGGUUGUGGCUCUGGAAGGGACUGGGGUUGGGGCUCUGGAAGGGGCUGGGGCUCUGGAUGGGGCUGAGGCUCUGGAUAGGGCUGAGGCUGCACUGGUGGGGAGGAGAGAGAGUCUAUUCUCAAUGUCCCGUCGGUUAUUUCCUGAAGUGUAUAGCUGAGUUAAGAGGGCUUUCUCACAAUGUGAGAGCCGGGCUGGAGGUAGAGGCUUUACACAAAUAACAUCAUCUGUGGAUAAGUUGGUGUCGGCUUCCAGCUGUAUUAAGGCAGUCUCAGCCUUAUCCCCAGCCUUAGCCCCAGCCUCAGCCAGAAGCUGCCUGUCCAUGCAUGCAGGGGGAAGGAAGUCGACAGCAGAGAACACAGCACUCACCAGGGUAGAUAAAGGAAAUCACAGGGGAUGGAGGCAAGCAUUACUUUCCAGACAAAGUGGGUGUUAUUAUGCACUGGCUUUCCAGACACUGGGAUUGUAACUAGUCACUCCAUUUGUGACUGUCUCCUAGUAGUUACAGUACACAUACAACACGUCUUACAUUCAGGGUGUAUAUUCACAACUUCACCCAAAGCUGGCAACUGAAUAUACUUCAAUCUACUAAUUUGCUAUGCAUGCUCACAUUUACAUAAUUGUUAACCAAGUUAUUAUUUUGUCUCGUCAGUGGUGGAACCCUGUUGACCAUCAGUGGAACUAACCUAGCCACCAUCAGAGAGCCCAAGAUCAGAGCUAAGUACGGCUCCGCCGAGUCUUUCCAUGUGAGUAUGGACCUGGCCAGACACCUCAAUACACACACAUCACUCACACACACCUCACUCACACACACACCUCACUUAUUCACACACACCUCACUCACACACACACCUCACUUAUUCACACACACCUCACUUAUUCACACACACCUCACUCACACCCAACUCACUUAUUCACACACACCUCACUUAUUCAAACACACCUCACUCACACAUAUCUCACUCACUCACUUAUACACCCCUCACUCACACACACACACACCUCACUCACACACACACACCUCACUCACACAAACACCUCACUCACACAUACCUCACUCACACACAUACCUCACUCACACACUAGUGAUGCGCGGGUUGACUCAUAACCCGCAGUCCCAGCGGUUAUAUCCGCGGGGCGGGCGGGUUUAGGGUCAUUAAAUCAGUAGAGGAUGCCUGGUUGUUCUUUAAAAGUGCUUUCCUCUCAAUCUUAAAUAAGCAUGCCCCAUUCAAAAAAUUCAGAACUAAGAACAGCCCCUUGUUCUCCUCAGACUUGACUGCCCUUGACCAGCACAAAAACAUCCUGUGGCGUACUGCAUUAGCAUCGAACAGCCCCCGCGAUAUGCAACUUUUCAGGGAAGUCAGGAACCAAUAUACACAAUCAGUUAGGAAAACAAAGGCUAGCUUUUUCAAACAUAAAUUUGCAUCCUGUAGCGCUAACUCCAAAAGGUUUUGGGACACUGUAAAGUCCAUGGAGAAUAAGAGCACCUCCUCCCAACUGCCCACUGCACUGAGGCUAGGAAACACUGUCACCACCGAUAAAUCUACAAUAAUUGAGAAUUUCAACAAGCAUUUUGCUACGGCUGGCCAUGCUUUCCACCUGGCUACCACUACCCUGGCCACCAGCUCUGCACCCUCCACUGCAACUUGCCCUUGCCCCCCCCCACUUCUCCUUUACACAAAUUCAGACAGCUGAUGUUCUGAAAGAGCUGAAAAAUCUGUAUCCCUACAAAUCAGCUGGGCAAGACAAUCUGGACCGUUUCUUUCUAAAAUUAGCCGCCGAAAUUGUUGCAACCCCUAUUACUAGCCUGUUCAACCUCUCUUUCGUAACGUCUGAGAUCCCCAGAGAUUGGAAAGCUGCCGUGGUCAUCCCCCUCUUCAAAGGGGGUGAAACUCUAGAUCCAAACUGUUACAGACCUAUAUCCAUCCUGCCCUGCCUUUCGAAAGUUUUUGAAAGCCAAGUUAACAAACAGAUCACCGACCAUUUCGAAUCCCACUGUACCUUCUCCGCUAUGCAAUCCGGUUUCCGAGCUGGUCAUGGGUGCACCUCAGCCACGCUCAAGGUCCUAAACGAUAUUAUAACCGCGAUCGAUAAAAGACAGUACUGCGCAGCCGUCUUCAUCGACCUGGCCAAGGCUUUCGACUCUGUCAACCACCGCAUUCUUAUUGGCAGACUAAAUAGCCUUGGUUUCUCAAAUGACUGCCUCGCCUGGUUCACCAACUACUUCUCAGAUAGAGUUCAAUGUGUCAAAUCGGAGGGCCUGUUGUCUGGACAUCUGGCAGUCUCUAUGGGGGUUUCACAGGGUUCAAUUCUCGGGCCGAUUCUAUUCUCUGUGUAUAUCAAUGAUGUUGCUCUUGCUGCUGGUGACGCUCGGAUCCACCUCUAUGCGGACGAUACCAUUUUGUAUACAUCUGGCCCUUCAUUGGACACUGUGUUAACAAACCUCUAAACGAGCUUCAACGCCAUACAACACUCCUUCAGUAGCCUCCAACUGCUCUUAAACACUAGUAAAACUAAAUGCAUGCUCUUCAACCGAAUGCUGCUUGCACCCGCCCACCCGACUAGAAUCACUACUCUCGGUGGGUCUGACCUAGAGUAUGUGGACAACUACAAAUACCUAGGUGUAUGGUUAGACUGUAAACUCUCCUUCCAGACUCGCAUUAAGCAUCUCCAAUCAAAAGUUAGAUCUAGAAUCGGCUUCCUAUUUCGCAACAAAGCCUCCUUCACUCAUGCUGCCAAACAUGCCCUCGUAAAACUGACUAUCCUACCGAUCCUUGACUUCGGCGAUGUCAUUUACAAAAUAGCCUCCAACACUCUACUCAGCAAAUUGGAUGUAGUCUAUCACAGUGUCAUCCGUUUUGUCACCAAAGCCCCAUAUACUACCCACCAUUGUGACCUGUACGCUCUUGUUGGCUGGCCCUCACUGCAUAUUCGUCGCCAAACCCACUGGCUCCAGGUCAUCUAUAAGUCACUGCUAGGCAAAUCCCCGUCUUAUCUUAGCUCACUGGUCACCAUAGCAACACCCACCCGUAGUCUGUGCUCCAGCAGGUAUAUCUCACUGGUCAUCCCCAAAGCCAACACCUCCUUUGGCCGCCAUUCCUUCCAGUUCUCUGCUGCCAAUGACUGGAACGAACUGCAAAAAUCUCUGAAGCUGGAGACUCUUAUCUCCCUCACUAACUUUAGGCGUCAGUUGUCAGAGCAGCUUACCGAUCACUACACCUGUACACAGCCCAUCUGUAAUUAGCCCAUCCAACUACCUCAUCCCCAUAUUGUUAUUUAUUUUGCUAAUUUGCACCCCAGUAUCUCUAUUUGCACAUCAUCUAUCAUUCCAGUGUUAAUACGAAAUUGUAACUAUUUUGCACUAUGGCCUAUUUAUUGCUUUACCUCCAUAAUUUACUACAUUCACAAACACUGUAAAUAUAUUUUCUGUUGUAUUUUUGACUUUGUUUUGUUUACCGCAUAUGUAACUCUGUUGUUGUUUUUAUUGCACUGCUUUGCUUUAUCUUGGCCAGGUCGCAGUUGUAAAUGAGAACUUGUUCUCAACUGGCUUACCUGGUUAAAUAAAGGUUAAAUAAAUAAAAUACGGACGGACGGGUUGAAUAAAGAGAAACAAUACCUUAAAAAAUCCAUAAAUGUAUAAUUCUUGUGUAAUUUAUAUAGGCUACAUUGCGGUUUUUCUUUCAUUAUUUUAGGCUAUCUGCUAUUAGUGCAUAAGCCUAAGCUUCAGGGUUUAACUGUAUGCGUGCCAAAUAGCCUGCACGCCAAUCGCCAAAUGCUUUUGGGAACGUGCAGAAAAAGUUAACGUUGAUCUACAGACGCAAAAAUGACAGUGUCAGAGUUUAAUUCAAUAAAAGAAAUGCUGCGAAAUGGAGAGUUGAAAAUGAAGAGAAGGGAGGGCCAGAAAAGUCAUGUUGUUUGGGAAAGAUUUGGUGAAGUGGUAAAAGAGGAUGAUAGCAGCGUCGGCUAUGUUAUGUGUGAUGAUAUUGAGGCGCUAUACAAAUUCGACAGUCACAAGAUGAGGACUUCAAAUAAGCCUAUGGCACGUCAAGAGAACUGUAGCCUAUUGUUCAGAUGGGUUAAAUGGAAACAGAAAUCUGGACACUGACUGUAGGUAUAUAACCUCUCACAUAGCCUUAAAUUUAACUCCUGCAGAAUUAAGCAUUUCUUGCAGUAAAAUGAUACACCAUAUGUAGGCUAAAUUUUGACUCUGGAACAGGAGUGGAGAAAUAUAAUUUAUUUAUUUCAGCAUCUUGAGAGAAUGUAAAUGCGCAGUUAGAUUCCGUCGGUAGAGGUGCUAUCUUUAUCAGCAUCAUAAAUGCUGAUAGUAUUUAAACCACAUAAAAAAUGCAUCCAAGCCGAACUGAAAUCUUAUCAGAAAGAUAUUAGGUAGUUUUAGCAGCUUUCUAUUUCCUUACAAUUGGUCAAACUGAUGUUAUUUGGAAUUAUUUAUAUUUUCUCCGCUGUCCCUAAAUGUAUUUUCUUCGCGAAAAAAGCAGAGAUGACAGAGAACUUUACUGAUGUCAACUAGAUUGAAGCAUGAAUUCUAUACAUUAUUGGUGAGCAAGGGAUUAUAUAGUCUUCUAGGGCAACAUAUGACAGAAGAAAAGCUGCAUGUAUCUAAUUAUAGACAUGUUGACUAACAAAUAGCCUUCCAAAUAUUCGGAAAUUAUAUGCAGAAACAUAUCUAAAUCAGGCCCAAAAAAUCCUGUACCCCCUGUCAAAAAAUAGUUAGCCAUUUCUGACAUUAGCCUACAGCGCAUUUUAUAUAUUAGCUAGUUAGGGUCGGGUGCAGGCCUCAGAUUUUCCCUUUAUCACAUACAGUGAGGGAAAAAAGUAUUUGAUCCCCUGCUGAUUUUGUACGUUUGCCCACUGACAAAGAAAUGAUCUGUCUAUAAUGUUAUUGGUAGGUUUAUUUGAACAGUGAGAGACAGAAUAACAACAAAAGAAUCCAGAAAAACGCAUGUCAAAAAUGUUAUAAAUUGAUUUGCAUUUUAAUGAGGGAAAUAAGUAUUUGACCCCCUCUCAAUCAGAAAGAUUUCUGGCUCCCAGGUGUCUUUUAUACAGGUAACGAGCUGAGAUUCGGAGCACACUCUUAAAGGGUGUCCUCCUAAUCUCAGCUUGUCACCUGUAUAAAAGACACCUGUCCACAGAAGCAAUCAAUCAAUCAGAUUCCAAACUCUCCACCAUGGCCAAGUCCAAAGAGCUCUCCAAGGAUGUCAGGGACAAGAUUGUAGACCUACACAAGGCUGCAAUGGGCUACAAGACCAUCGCCAAGCAGCUUGGUGAGAAGGUGACAACUGUUGGUGCGAUUAUUCGCAAAUGGAAGAAACACAAAAUAACUGUCAUUCUCCCUCGGCCUGGGGCUCCAUGCAAGAUCUCACCUCGUGGAGUUGCAAUGAUCAUGAGAACGGUGAGGAAUCAGCCCAGAACUACACGGGAGGAUCUUGUCAAUGAUCUCAAGGCAGCUGGGACCAUAGUCACCAAGAAAACAAUUGGUAACACACUACGCCGUGAAGGACUGAAAUCCCGCAGCGCCCGCAUGGUCCCCCUGCUCAAGAAAGCACAUAUACAGGCCCGUCUGAAGUUUGCCAAUGAACAUCUGAAUGAUUCAGAGGAGAACUGGGUGAAAAAUCAAGGUCUUUGGCAUCAACUCAACUCGCCGUAUUUGGAGGAGGAGGAAUGCUGCCUAUGACCCCAAGAACACCAUCCCCACCGUCAAACAUGGAGGUGGAAACAUUAUGCUUUGGGGGUGUUUUUCUGCUAAGGGGACAGGACAACUUCACCGCAUCAAAGGGACAACGGACAGGGCCAUGUACCGUCAAAUCUUGGGUGAGAACGUCCUUCCCUCAGCCAGGGCAUUGAAAAUGGGUCGUGGAUGGGUAUUCCAGCAUGACAAUGACCCAAAACACACGGCCAAGGCAACAAAGGAGUGGCUGAAGAAGAAGGACAUUAAGGUCCUGGAGUGGCCUAGCCAGUCUCCAUACCUUAAUACCAUAGAAAAUCUGUGGAGGGAGCUGAAGGUUCGAGUUGCCAAACGUCAGCCUCGAAACCUUAAUGACUUGGAGAAGAUCUGCAAAGAGGAGUGGGACAAAAUCCCUCCUGAGAUGUGUGCAAACCUGGUGGCCAAAUACAAGAAACGUCUGACCUCUGUGAUUGCCAACAAGGGUUUAGCCACCAAGUACUAAGUCAUGUUUUGCAGAGGGGUCAAAUACUUAUUUCCUUCAUUAAAAUGCAAAUCAAUUUAUAACAUUUUUGACAUGCAUUUUUCUGGAUUUUUUUGUUGUUAUUCUGUCUCUCACUGUUCAAAUAAACCUACCAUUAAAAUUAUAGACUGAACAUGUCUUUGUCAGUGGGCAAACGUACAAAAUCAGCAGGGGAUCAAAUACUUUUUUCCCUCACUGUAUAGUCGGGCAGUUGCAGAAUGCAGAUGGUUAUUAGCAAUUGCAGGCGGUUGCGGGUGAACAAACAGCACCUCACUCACACACUCACCUUAAACUCACACACACACACCUCACCUACACACACCUCGUCACGCGGUGUGUCUUCCAAGGUGCCCGUCAGACUGUCUGCCCAUUCUGUCUCUUGUUUCUGCCCUGCUCCUUGAAACAAGACAUCCAACACCCCCCCAGACCGUUUAACCUUUAAAAUGUCACAGGACAACAAAGCGUUGUUGGCAAAUCACCCCUCACCCCCCUCACCUUGCACCACGGGGCUCCAUUAACCUUUCCUCCAGUUCUAACAGAAGGGAAUCAACUUCUGCUUAAUGACCGUGUCCUAAUGCCCCGUCCCUUGUGCUCAGUUUAAACUAGCUUCUCCUCUAGACACAAUGCUGCUGAGGUCCUUGUGCUCAAUGUUGGUUAGCAUGUUUAGUGGUCCCUGUAGAGAAGCAUACAGCAUAGGUGAUUAUUACAGUUCUGAAACUACUAGCAGUGGCUGGAGACAUAAACACAACACACCAAAGCAGUAACAUUUUCCUAGACUUCAGAAUGUUUAGCUGGGGAUUAGAGAAACUAUAAUGAGAUAUAUAUAUAUAUAUAUAAACCAAUACACAAAUCUUUAUGUGGGUGUUCAAGCAACCUGGGUCCUCUAGGGGACCAAACAAUUUAUCAUAUCACACUUUUCUAAACAAUUUUCCCUCCCUCGUCCCUCUCAGAACUGCACAGUGUUUAAUAACUCUGUGAUGGUGUGCCUGGCCCCGUCGGUUGCCGACUCCGAGAGGGGCUUCUCAGACACGGGCAGUGGGCCGGAUGAGAUCGGCUUCUACAUGGACAACGUCCACGCUCUGGUGGUGGUCAACGAGACGUUCAGCUACUACCCCGACCCCGUGUUCGAACUCCUUAGCCCCACCGGGGUCCUGGAGCUAAAACCGACUUCCCCUCUAAUCCUCAAGGUAAGAGAGCCUGAGCAGAGUGGGGUGGAGUUGGGGGUGAACACUCAGCACCAGAGAGGCUUACUAAUUUCAACGAGUUGAUAUUGAUAUUAUCAAAUGUUUACCAGGGAAUUGUCUUUCACCUGUCUAUCUCAUAAACCGUUAAUAUAAUUGUAUUUGUUUACCUUAAAUCCCUAUUGAAAUACAGCGUAUAAUCCUACUAAUAGGCCUCCUGUAGCUCAGUUGGUAGAGCAUGGCGCUUGCAAUGCCAGGGUUGUGGGUUCAAUUCCCACGGGGGGCCAGUAUGAAAAAUGUAUACACUCACUAACUGUAAGUCGCUCUGGAUAAGAGCGUCUGCUAAAUGACUAAAAUGUAAAUGUAUUAUAUAAAAUAAUCUACUGAUUAUUCGAUGUAGAUUAUACAUGUAUCCCCCAGCUCCGACUCAAAACAUAAAAAUUGUGAUGGUGGUGCAUUAUUUUCCUGUGAGCCAAUUGAAACAGAAAAACCAAUAUAAUUUCUUUAAAUGAAAUGUAUUAACGAAACCUUUUCUGAUUGCAGAGAGAAUGCCCCACCUGGCUUGUUAAAACUAACCUCCACAUUAGCACAGUGAUGAGAAUAAGAAAAUGCAAUUUGGUGAAAUAAUCAGGGGUAUUUUACGAGAUGCGCAUCGCAUUCGCCACGGAAUUAAUUUCUUAUCUGAUAUGAUGUGUGUUGCUGGGGGUGGUGUCGGGGUGCUUGCCUGAUGCAGAGUGAAAUGAUAGUGGAUAGAAUGCAUGCCUAAAGUGUUCCAGGGCUUGACCUGCCCGGGAGGAGCCCUGUGGAGAGAGGGAUUGGAAGUAUGCUCUUCUCUCAUGCUACUAGAGCAGUGGGUGGCAGAACAGCACUCUCUCUCUCUCGCUCUCUCUCCACCUGCUCCUCUCCUCCCUUCUCUUGUUGCUCCUCUCUCUCUGUAGUUGAAGGCUACAGAUCUGUCAGACAAUGCCCUCGCUCUCACACCUGGGCAUAGAGAGAGACGCUUGGAAAAAAAUAAGAAAAAAAUAUACUUCCUGAAACUUUUGUCAAAUAGAAUUCUUGUAUCCUCCAACUUCAGACUUGCCCGCUAGCAGCCUUGGAUCCUGGGACUUUCCUGGCUCGUUGAAGACUAGGUUCAUCAUACUGUUCCUAGCCAUGGAUGAAAGGCUGUGCCAUGUUGAUUAAAGUUUGACAUUUUGUUUCUGUUUGUCCCCUUAGGGUCGGAACCUUAUCCCUGCGGCCCCUGGUAACUCCAGGCUGAACUACACAGUGUUCAUUGGGGAGACCCCCUGUGUGCUAACCCUCUCUGAAACCCAGCUGCUGUGUGAAUGGCCCAACCUCACCGGACAGCACAAAGUCACGGUGGGCACUCGAUACCAUUUCACAUAAGACUCUCUUUGGACACACUAUCUCUCUCAUCUUUACUGUGCUUUACCUAACAUUUAUUCCCAUAUUCAUUUUGUUCAGUAAAAUUCUACAUUUAGUUACGGAGUAAUAAAUGUGACUUCAGUUUAAAUAGUACUUCUUUUUAUGUGCAAAGGCUACUCUCUCUAAAUAUCCUCAAAUACACCCACACAGUCCCCUCAACACAUAUCUCUACUCUCCUCUCUAGUCACACUGUCUGUGUGACAUUUACUAGUCUGGAAUACCUUGAAAGUACUGACAAUGCAUCCAUGUAAUUCAAUAUGAAGGCUCUCCAAACUACCUGUACGCUUGGAGCUGGAUUUUUUUUCCUUAACUAAAUGUCAUGUUGAAUAUUGAAUAGUGUGAGUGUGUGUGUGUGUGUGUGUGUGGUGGGCUGGGAAGAAGGGCACAGCUAUGUAUUGUAUUCCCUCUUUAAAAUGACCUACAUACCACACAAGUCUGUGUCUCUGGAUGGGUGCAGUCGUGUGUGUGUGUGUGUGUGUGUGUGUGUGUGUGUGUGUGUUGUUUAGUUUAGUUUGCUCCCUCAGAUGCACUUUUAUUUUAUUUUUAUUUCACCUUUAUUUAACCAGGUAAGCCAGUUGAGAACAAGUUCUCAUUUACAACUGCGACCUGGCCAAGAUAAAGCAAAGCAGUGCGAUAAAAACAACAACACAGAGUUACAUAUGGGGUAAACAAAACAUAAAGUCAAAAAUACAACAGAAAAUAUAUAUACAGUGUGUGCGAAUGUAGUAAGUUAUGGAGGUAAGGCAAUAAAUAGGCCAUCGUGCAAAAUAGUUACAAUUUCGUAUUAACACUGGAAUGAUAAAUGUGCAAAAGAUGAUCUGCAAAUAGAGAUACUGGGGUGCAAAUUAGCAAAAUAAAUAACAAUAUGGGGAUGAGGUAGUUGGGUGGGCUAAUUUCAGAAUGGCUGUGUACAGGUGCAGUGAUCGGUAAGCUGCUCUGACAACUGACGCUUAAAGUUAGUGAGGGAGAUAAGAGUCUCCAGCUUCAGAGAUUUUUGCAGUUCGUUCCAGUCAUUGGCAGCAGAGAACUGGAAGGAAUGGCGGCCAAAAGAGGUGUGCUUUGGGGAUGACCAGUGAGAUAUACCUGCUGGAGCGCAGACUACGGGUGGGUGUUGCUAUGGUGACCAGUGAGCUAAGAUAAGACGGGGAUUUGCCUAGCAGUGAUUUAUAGAUGACCUGGAGCCAGUGGGUUUGGCGACGAAUAUGCAGUGAGGGCCAGCCAACAAGAGCGUACAGGUCACAGUGGUGGGUAGUAUAUGGGGGUUUGGUGACAAAACGGAAGGCACUGUGAUAGACUACAUCCAAUUUGCUGAGUAGAGUGUUGGAGGCUAUUUUGUAAAUGACAUCGCCGAAGUCAAGGAUCGGUAGGAUAGUCAGUUUUACGAGGGCAUGUUUGGCAGCAUGAGUGAAGGAGGCUUUGUUGCGAAAUAGGAAGCCGAUUCUAGAUCUAACUUUUGAUUGGAGAUGCUUAAUGUGAGUCUGGAAGGAGAGUUUACAGUCCAACCAGAUACCUAGGUAUUUGUAGUUGUCCACAUACCCUAGCACAGCCCCUGCGAGUUUUCUAAGAAAUGUAUUUGGCCUUUAGGUUUUUCUGUUCUCUUCAGUCCCUUCCUUGUCAAUACAAUUAAGCAAUAAGGCCCGAGGGGGUGUGGUAUAUGGCCAAUAUACCAUGGCUAAGGGCUGUUCUUACACACGACACAACGCAGGGUGCUUGGUUACAGCCCUUAGCUGUGGUGCAUUGGCCAUAUACCACAAACCCCAGAGGUGCCUUAUUGCUAUUAUAAACAGGUUACCAACAUAAUUAGAACAGUAAACAAGUAGUUCUGCGUCAUACUCAUGGUAUAAUCUCUCAUAUACCACGGCUUUCAGUCAAUCAGCAUCCAGGGCUCGAACGACCCGGUUUAUAAAAGAAAAUAGAUGAUGUUUAGAAACUAUGGAGGAACUUUUAGCACCUGGAGGAACUUUUAGCACCUGAACCAAAACAACCCAAUUUUAUAAGUCUAACAUUCUUUGACUGUGUUAACUUGAUGAGACUCUACUUUAAAGUGCAGUAAUCAUAGUUCAUCUAAAUACUUAUCAACCCCCCACUGAAUACCUUGAUUUGAGAUAUUCCAGUAAUGGGUUCUGUCAGACCUGCUGCGUUUAUGUAAAUGUUGUUUGUUAGAACCCAUUCCCAGUGUUUUACUCCUAUUAAUUACUUUGGUUCCUGAGGGGAAGAUUCUUUAACUGUAGUGAUUGCUUUGUUUGAUUACACUCUGUGAUGUGUUUCUCUCUCUCUCUCUCUCUGUGUGUGUGUGUGUGUGUGUGUGUGUAUGUGUGUGUGUGUGUUCAGGUCCGGGUGGGUGGGUUCGAGUACUCCCCUGGUACUCUCCAGAUCUACUCAGAUAGCCUGCUGACCCUGCCUGCCAUCAUCGGCAUUGGGGGAGGUGGUGGUCUGUUGCUAUUGGUCAUCAUCGCUGUGCUCAUUGCCUACAAGAGGAAGUCCCGCGAUGCUGACCGCACCCUGAAACGCCUGCAGCUGCAGAUGGACAACCUGGAGUCCAGAGUGGCCCUUGAGUGUAAAGAAGGUACGACUCUCUCUCUCUCUCUCUCUCUCUCUCUCUCUCUCUCUCUCUCUCUCUCUCUCUCUCUCUCUCUCUCUCUCUCUCUCUCUCUCUCUCUCUUGUUUCUCUCUAUUUCAUAAUCACUCUCUUAUUCUUUAUCUGUGUGGAUAUGUCACUGUGCUGUAGCUGCACUCUGUCCAGUCGUCAUGGUAACAGGUUGGUGUGGAUGAUGCCCGGGCUGAAGCUCUGUGGUGGUGGUGGUGUGGCUGCGCGGUAUCCUCAGAAUGUGUGAGUGUGUGUGUUUGUGUUGUGCUGACAACCAGGUUUGUGUUGGUGUUGUGACGUUGUGCGGUGCAGCGCGUCUCUGCUGCGUUGGGCUCUGCCUGCCUGCCUGCCUGCCUGCUGCUCUCUGAGAGAUGGACGGAGACUAAUUGGCCAUUGUCUGUGGGUGGAUGUCCGGAGGGUCACAACCUUGUCAGUCUCAGCCCAUAGCACAGCCUUUGGCCAAACACUGAUGGAUACAGGAAUAGAAGGAGGAUAAAUCUGUCAGGGAGAGAGAGAGAUAAGAGGGACUGUGUGGGGUCAGAUGGAAUAGUACAGGGGACAUUGGAGAGUGAUUCAUUUAACGCUACUGUUACUCCACUUGUAUACCUGAUAUAAUGAGCAUUGUUGACAGACCAGCAGCACCAGAUAGUGACAGUAUACUACACCUCUGCCUGUGUCUGUGUAGCUGGGAAGUUUGGUAUAAAAACCCUGAGCUGCACCAAGAAGUGGAGCAUUGCUGUGUCCCCGCCCCCUGCCCCAGCAGACUGGGGGGCGGGCCUGGCAGCGGGGAGCUGGGCGUGUCCCACUAAGUGUCAGUCAGCAGGGGAGAGGAUUGGAUGAUAGGAGAGGUGGAGCUCAGUGAGCCGUGCUGUAAAGGCCAUCAGAGAGCAGUGUAAUCCAAACAAACACACAAAUAACCAUAACAGUCACAAGGCUAAUGGGUCAUUAACAACAGAUUAGAUGCUGCUGCAACUGUUGAUGGGGUGAAGAUCUGCUGUGUAGUUUGCUCUGCUGGAUGUAAUGGUGGCUUUGCCUCAGUGCUUAGACAUAACAAACUCAAUAGAAUGAAGAACAACUAUUUUAUUUAGUCAAUCAACGGAAAGACAUAGCCAGUCAUCUUUUCUGCCAGCAAUGUAUGUUGACAAUUCUUCAAUAAUAACUUUUAAUUGUUAUUUUUGCCUCUUGUAUUUAUUUAUUUUUUGCAACGUUUUUUUUUAUUUGCCAUUUUUUAAUGACUAUACAGAUAACACAGACAGAACAGGUAGAGGGCAAAACACAUGGAUCCCCUACCAAACCAAACCAAACCAAAUAAAAUCAAACCCCCCCCCCCCCCCCCAACCCCCCCAUGCUCUAACAGAGCCCCAAAACCAGACUUAAAGCAGGCAUGAUAUACAAUGAGUCAUACAAUCAAAUAGUAAAGAAAUACAAUGAUAUUAAGUAAAAAUAAUGAUACAAAUUCUAAUUUGGGUUGGUUUAUGGAGUUGUGAAAUUAGCUGGGUUCAUGUCUUCUACAAAGGAUAGGAAAGGUUGCCAGAUAUUCCCCUGUAGCUCAGUUGGUAGAGCAUGGUGCUUGCAACGCCAGGGUUGUGGGUUCGUUUCCCACGGGGGGCCAGUAUGAAAAAUGUAUGCACUCACUAACUGUAAGUCGCUCUGGAUAAAAGCGUCUGCUAAAUGACUAAAAUGUAAAUGUAAUAUUAUAAAAUGUAAUUGCAGAUCCCCUAACGGAGUAGCGUAUUUUCUCUUGCUUGAGAUGUUGCAUAACUUCCUUUAUCCAAUGGUUAAAAGUAGGAGGAAACCGAUCCUUCCACUUAAAUAGUCUAAGAUUUAAAUAGUUAUUUUAUCUCUAUGAAUAAUUGGACCCAUACUGAACGGCCCAUAUUUGCUGUACAUUUUUUUUACAUUUGAGUCAUUUAGCAGACGCUCUUAUCCAGAGUGACUUACAGUUAGUGAGUGCAUACAUUUUCAUACUGCCUGUGUCUGUGUACAUGAUAAUAAAGCCUUAAUUUCUCCUCAUUUUUUUAUAUAAUUCUUUCCUUUUUCCUUUAGGAAUCAUGCAGUCUGUAUAAUAUUUGAGUGGCUGCUGUACUGUAUGUAGAAAUAGAGAAGCCCCCACAGAAGGAGGAUCUUAGCGCUCUACUAUUAGCAUCCCAGCGGACGAUGCGGGGCAAUAACAGCUGGAGGAAAUUAUGCAUGAAACGCAUUGCUCCUUUAUUAAUUAUCCACUCAUGCAAUUAAUUGACUUUCUUUCAGAUGAACUUUGUUUUCUCUUUUUCUCUUUCCGUCUCUCUCUUUUUCUGUAAUUUUGUUUAGCGCUUCUCUUGAAUUUCCGACAAGUAUGGAUUAAAUUCAGAAACACUGUACCAGAAGAAUGAAAUCAACAUUCUAUUUAAUUGCCUAUCAAGCUGUCUUUUUCUAGAAGCCAAUUAGUGCAGUAUUGGUGUGGUGGUAUAUGAUUGCUGUUGACAUUAAUACUGUGCAGCACACAGUUGUUACAUUGGAGUACAAUGUAAUGAAGAUACACUACAUCCAUAAUAUCCUUUCUAUGUCCAUUCUUAACCAAUGCAGUAGUCAGGCCAGCCCUGUGUUGUACUAAUCUCUGUGUCCAUCUGUCUGUCUGUCUGUGUGAUCCCCAGCCUUUGCAGAGCUGCAGACAGACAUCCAUGAGCUGACCCAGGAGCUGGACGGAGCGGGCAUCCCCUUCCUGGAAUACAGGACCUACGCCAUGCGGGUACUGUUCCCUGGCAUCGAGGACCACCCCGUGCUCAAGGAGAUGGAGGUACGGGUCAAGGAGGUACACCACCACUGCCACCGCAGCAUGUAGUCUAGAUACAUCUAUAUCUAUACCUAUUAAUCUAUAUGUACCUAUAUCUAUACCCCACACUGUCUGCAUAAUAAAGGGAACCUUUGAUCUAGGCAAUAUGAUAUGGCUAUACCAUUUCAUAUACACUAACCACAUCACAUAGUAUUUUUCUCUGCAUGUAAUAUCAAUGUCAUUACACAUUUCUCGUAUAUCAUUUGAUAUUAUUUUACAGCGGGAAAAACAAGUAAAUCAUUAAAUCCCACCUGGUUUACCAUGAAAUAUAUCUAAAUGGCCAUCAGAAUACAGUGUAGAGACUGUCUCCACCGCCUGCCCUGUCAACUACAGGCUCAUCGAAAGGGGAGGGAUUACAUCUUUAUUGUUAUGCCCGGGUUUCUUUUCCACCGAAUUUCCCCUCGGGUCCCUGGCGUAAUCAACUGUCCAUACACACGGCUCAAUCCCUUAUUGCUCUGUGUAGCUGCUCUCUCCAAAGCAACCUACAGUACCCAGCCUGUUCCCCAGAGGCCCCAGAAUUUCAUUUAGCUCAGCUGAGGAAAAUUGUGGCACUUUAUUAGGCCAUGCAGUGGAAGGAAGAGAGAUUCUGUGGAGUCACUGUGCAUGGUGUAUGGUACGCCGGUCCUCGAUUGGCUACAGGACUGAAUGUAUGUCAGAGUUAUGAGGGCAGACGAGGAUCAUGGGAGACAGGUCGGUGGGGGGAUGGGGCCAGGGGAUUGGCUAGUGGAGGAGGAAGUGUUUUUUCGUAAAGACAAAGACAGUACUUUGACUUGUUUUUCCUUUUAUUAACACGUACUGGAUGUUGUUUGGGAAUGACAUUAUGCCAUAAGCCUUGCAGAAUAUACUAGAUGUUUGUCUCUCUUUUGAAGAGACACUACCCAGUAGCACUGCCUCAUCUGUGUGAGAGAGUUAGAGUGACGGAUUGUGGGUCAGAUCUGGAGGGGGCUGUAGUGUUGCUGAUGAGAAGUGACAGAUGGCAGCCUGUGGAACAAGCUUCUGUCACCCAGCCACCCCCGGACACACAGCACUGCACAGGCCCUCUCCUCUCACCCAGCCACCCCUGGACGCAUAGCACAGCACUGCACAGGCCCUCUCCUCUCUACGCCUCAGUGCAUCCCCCUCUUCCUCUGUCCUUCCUUUAUAUUUCCUCCUGUGCUCUACUGACGACUUAUGGCAAAUUGAUCAUAAGCCAUUUGAGGAAACAAAUUGGGUUCUUGUGGCCUCCUGUAGCUCAAUUGGUAGAGCAUGGCGCUUGCAACGUCAGGGUUGUGGGUUCGAUUCCCACGGGGGGCCAGUAUGAAAUAAAUGUAUGCACUCACUAACUGUAAGUCGCUCUGGAUAAGAGCGUCUGCUAAAUGAGUUAAAUGUAAAUGAAACAGCUCCUAAUAUAGAAUGCACUGCAGGCUUUAAAAGCAGCUAAGGUCAUGAAUGUAAUAUUAACAAUGUAUUUCCUUCAUAGGGCAAAAUGUCAUGUCUUGUAUACAUAACAUAGCCAUGCUUGAUAUAAAUGUAUGCUUACGUAAUGUAUUAUUUACAUUAGCCUUACUCUAUGUAUUUACCAUUAUACCAUUUACAGUACCAGUCAAAAGUUUGGACACACCUACUCAUUCCAGGGUUUUUCUUUAUUUUUACUAUUUUCUACAUUGUAGAAUAAGACUGAAGACAUCAAAACUAUGAAAUAACACAUAUGGAAUCAUGUAGUAACCAAAAAAGUGUUAAAUAAAUCAAAAUAUAUUUUAUAUUUGAGAUUCUUCAAAGUAGCCACCCUUUGCCUUGAUGACAGCUUUGUACACUUGGCAUUCGUACUCCAAAUAUUUACAUAUUUACAUAUUACAUUUACAACAAAUGUAAGUGACAGCCAGUCCCCAGGUCUGAUGGUGUUAUUGUUGUUGUUGACAGGUCCAGGCCAACCAGGAGAAGGCCCUGACUCUGUUUGGCCAGCUCCUCACCAAGAAGCACUUCCUGUUGACGUUCAUCCGCACCCUGGAGGCGCAGCGCUCCUUCUCCAUGCGUGACCGUGGCAAUGUGGCGUCGCUCAUCAUGACUGCGCUGCAGGGGGAGAUGGAGUAUGCCACAGGGGUCCUUAAACAGCUGCUCUCUGACCUCAUCGACAAGAACCUGGAGAGCAAGAACCACCCUAAACUGCUGCUGCGCCGGUGAGAUCACACACUUGUCCGUCGACACGCUCACACACUCACCCACUGACACAUUCACACAUUCGUCUGUUGACACACUCACACUUUUUCCAGUUCUAACACAAAUGUUUUAAUACUGUUCAAAUCCAAUCAAAUUGUAUUGGUCGCAUACACAUAUUUAGCAGAUAUUAUUGCGGAUGUAGCGAAAUGCUUGUGUUCCUAGCUCCAACAGUGCAGUAAUAUCGAACAAUACACAACAAUACACACACAUCUAAAAAGUAAAAUAGAAUUAAGAAAUAUAGAAAUAUUAGGAUGAGCAAUGUCGGAGUCGGGAGUAUACAUAUAUAUACAUACAUACAGUGUAUACAGUGCAUGCGGAAAGUAUUCAGACCCCUUGACUUUUUCCACAUUUUGUUAUGUUACAGCCUUAUUCUAAAAUGGAUUAAAUUGUUUUUUCCCCCUCAUCAAUCUGCACACAAUACUCCAUAUUGACAAAGCAAAAACAGGUUUUUAUAAAUUUUGCAAAUGUAUUACAAAUAUAAAACUGAAAUAUCACAUUUAAAUAAGUAUUCAGACCCUUUACUCAGUAUUUUGUUGAAGCACCUUUGGCAGUGAUUACAGCCUCGAGUCUUCUUGGGUAUGACGGUACAAGCUUAGCACACCUGUAUUUGGGGAGUUUCUCCCAUUCUUCUCUGCAGAUCCUCUCAAGCUCUGUCAGGUUGGAUGGGGAGCGUCGCUGCACAGCUAUUUUCAGGUCUCUCCAGAGAUGUUAGAUCGGGUUCAAGUCUGGGCUCUGGCUGGGCCACUCAAGGACAUUCAGAGACUUGUCCCGAAGCCACUCCUGCGUUGUCUUGGCUGUGUGCUUAGGGUCAUUGUCCUUUUGGAAGGUGAACCUUCGCCCCAGUCUGAGGUCCUGAGCUCUCUGGAGCAGGUUUUCAUCAAAUAUCUCUCUGUACUUUACUCUGUUCAUCUUUCCCUUGAUCCUGACUAGUCUCCCUACUGCUGAAAAAUAUCCCCACAGCAUGAUGCUGCCACCACCAUGCUUCACCGUAGGGAUGGUGCCAGGUUUCCACCAGACGUGACGCUUGGCAUUCAGGCCAAAGAAUUCAAUCUUGGUUUCAUCAGACCAGAGAAACUUGUUUCUCAAGGUCUGAGAGUCCUUUAGGAGCCUUUUGGCAAACUCCAAUCGGGCUGUCAUGUGCCUUUUACUGAGGAGUGGCUUCCGUCUGGCCACUCUACCAUAAAGGCCUGAUUGGUGGACUGCUGCAGAGAUGGUUGUCCUUCUGGAAGGUUCUCCCAUCUCCAAAGGGAACCCUGGAGCUCUGUCAGAGUGACCAUUGGGUUCUUGGUCACCUCCCUGACCAAGGCCCUUUUCCCCCGAUUGCUCAGUUUGGCCGGGUGGCCAGCUCUAGGAAGAGUCUUGGUGGUUCCAAACUUCUUCCAUUUAAGAUUGAUGGAAGCCACUGUGUUCUUGGGGACCUUCAAUGCUGCAGAAUUGUUUUGGUACCCUUCCCCAGAUCUGUGCCUCGACCCAGUCCUGUCUCUGAGCUCUACUGACAAGUCCUUCGACCUCAUGGCUUGGUUUUUGGUCUGACAUGCACUGUCAACAGUGGGACCUUAUAUAGACAGGUGUGUGCCUUUCCAAAUCAUGUCCAAUCAAUUCAAUUUACCACAGGUGGACUCCAAUCAAGUUGUAGAAACAUCUCAAGGAUGAUCAAUGGAAACAGGAUGCACCUGAGCUUAAUUUCGAGUCACAUAGCAAAUGGUCUGAAUACUUAUGUAAAUAAUUUGGAAUAAAUUAGCAAAAUAAUCUAAAAACCUGUUUUCGCUUUGUCAUUAUUGGGUAUUGUGUGUAGAUUGAUGAGAACUUUUUAAGAAGGUAAUCCAUUUUAGGAUGUAAAAAAAAAAGUAAAGGUGUCUGAAUACUUUCCGAAAUAACUGUAUAUGUGUGUGUGUGUGUGUGUGUGUGUGUGUGUGUGUGUGUAUAUACAGUACCAGUCAAAAGUUUUAGAACACCUACUCAUUCAAGGGUUUUUCUUAAUUUUUGCUAUUUUCUACAUUGUAGAAUAAUAGUGAAGGCAUCAAAACUAUGAAAUAACACAUAUGGAAUCAUGUAGUAACCAAAGAAGUGUUAAUCAACUCAAAAUAUAUUUUAUAUUUGAGAUUCUUCAAAUAUCCACCCUUUGCCUUGAUGACAGCUUUGCACACUCUUGGCAUUCUCUCAACCAGCUUCAUGAGGUAGUCACCUGGAAUGCAUUUCAAGUAACAGAUCUGCCUUGUUAAAAGUUCAUUUGUGGAAUUUCUUUCCUUCAUAAUGCGCAAUUGAGAUGGUUUGGAUUAGUUGGACCGCGGAGUGAAGGAAAAGCAGCCAACAGGUGCUCAGCAUAUGUGGGAACUCCUUCAAGACUGUUGAAAAGCAUUCCAGGUGAAGCAGGUUGAGAGAAUGCCAAGAGUGUGCAAAUCAGUCAUCAAGGCAAAGGGUGGCUACUUUGAUGAAUCUCAAAUAUAAAAUAUAUUUUUUUAACACUUUUUUUAAUUACUACGUGAUUACAUAUGUGUUAUUUCAUAGUUUUGAUGUCUUCACUAUUAUUCUACAACGUGAAUGAGUAGCCGGCUAGUGACAGUGACUAAAGUUCAGGGCAGGGUACUGGGCAGAGGCCGGCUAGUGGUGACUAUUUAACAAUCUAAUGGCUUUGAGAUAGAAGCUGUUUUUCAGUCUCUCGGUCCCAGCUUUGAUGCACCUGUACUGACCUCGCCUUCUGGAUGGUAGCGGGGUGAACAGACCGUGGCUCGGGUGGCUGAGGGCAUUGAUGACCUUCUUGUUUAAUACAUCUUAAUACUCUUACAUACACAGUAAUACAUGUUGUAUUUCUGUAUUCUCUCAAACCAUAGCCUAGAUGAAGGACUUAAACCCAAGAUGGCCAAAUCAAAGUCUUGGUUUAGGGUGUUUUGGAGAAGUUAUCUUCCUAUCACCCAUCCUCCCUGUGCCCCCUUAUAAUUUAGAUAAACUAGAGAAUUAAGGAGAGAAAGUAGCUUUUCUAUCUGCUGUAGGGGUAGGAGAAAGGGGAAAUGGAAGAGGCGCAAACUGUUUGCCCAGGUUUCCUCUCUGGAUAUUAGGAGAAAUAAAGUCCACUAAUUACAGUGGAUUUUAAUUGCUCCUCGUCUGGGGGACAUUUCAGGGGUCUUCAUUCGUUAGGCGACAGGUUUAUGAUUAAUGAGAGAAGUUACCCAAUUAUGGUAAUUGUCUGUUUUUAAUGAAGAUUGAUUGUUUGCGUUGAGAAUAAAGUAUUUUUUUCCUCAUGGAAGUAUCACAGCUUGGCUUCUGUCAAUUUUUUCUUAAACUAGAUUUGUUCCUGGUUAGUUUUGAGGUGGAGCAGCAAUUUCAUCCAGUUAAUUAUUUAAUUAUCAUGUCUAAUUGAUUCUCCUCUUGUUUUCCAUCUCCCUGUUAGAACGGAAUCUGUCGCUGAGAAGAUGUUGACCAACUGGUUCACAUUCCUCUUGUACAAGUUCCUAAAGGUAAGUCCACCAUCAAACCAACAAAAGGAUUUUCCCCAUCUCCUGUUUAUAAUUGCUUUAUGAUAAGUAGUAGUAAUUAGUUAGCACACUAUUAGCAUUUUACCAGUAAAGGCAUCGUUGGGCAAGGUCUGCUUAAGGCUCCAACGAGAGACAUUAUUUUUAUUUUAUUAUUUUGUUUAGUGUCAUUGUCUUUGACGGACAUGUUCUAGCCUACGGUCAUUAGGAGCCGUGUGUGUGUGACGUUCGACUGGACCUUCUCUCUUCACUCUCUUCUCACUCUCCCUCGCUCCCUCAUGGAAGAGUGUACAAUUACCCCCUAAUGAAGCCGGGAUGUGGAAUUAAAGAUAAUUUCACAGACAAGCGUGCCAUGGCGAGGGCUAGGGGAGUGAUGUAUGCAUGUUCCCUCUCGUUAGCAGCUGUCUGGUUAAUUAGCGGAGAUGCUAACGAGAUGUUAACAGCAUAUGGUGGCAGAGGGGAGAGAGGGAGAGUUGCGCUGCUGUGUAGAAGCCAGGAGAGGACACUGGAGGUGGAGACUUAGCUAGCUUUGGAUCCACCUCUAUCCCAGUUGGCAGUUAGCUAGGCCCUGUCUCCACCUCUCUCAGAGUUAGCUAGCUUCAGUCUCCACCUAUCUCCUAACUAGCUUCAGUCUCCACCACUCUCACACUCUCUGGGUGUGCCCUUAACUCACACAUAUGCAUGUGCUUAAUUCUCACCUUCCGCGUUAAAGACACUUUUUGAUUACUGAUAAAUGGUCGAGAGAGGGUGAGAGGGUAAGGAGUUUUGAGUGUGUUUUAAAAGUGGGAGAGAAAAAUGCUAUCCCUAUCAAGCACUUAGAGUGAUCUCUCUCUCUCUCUCUCUCUCUCUCUCUCUCUCUCUCUCUCUCUCUCUCUCUCUCUCUCUCUCUCUACCUCUCUCUCUCUCUCUACCUCACGCACUUUGGCUCUCUCGUUCUCUCUCGCUUUCUCUCUUUCUCUCAUCCUCGACUAUGGCACAUGCAUCUUUAACACUGUGAAGAGCUUAUUAAGCACUUCCUCUCAAUCGUUAACCUCUUAUUCGUUUCAGCCUCAGCUGCCACCUGGCCGUCCUCUCUGUCACUCUGCUCUAAACUGAUACUCGUUUUAAGAGGGAAACUAUUUCUUGGGUCUGAGCUGGGGAUAAUGACACUAUUGAUUUGGCAAGUGCACGUGAUAGUGCAAACGCAUGAAACAAUUAUAUGAGACCGCCUAGCGGUCUGUCCCCUAGGCCAGUGAGAAGACACAGGAGCAUAGCGUUGCCUCAUUGCCAACAUAUUUCCUGUUCAUAUGCAUUAGCAAGGCGCAUGCCCCGCCCACCUGAGGAUCUUUCUUUUUCAGCCAUCUAUUUGAGGGGUGCAAAAUCACGUACUUCUCGCUAGAUUGCUUUCAUUUUACUCCUGCGACUCUUUUAUACUCUUCCUUGUGCCUGUCGUUUUUUCCCGUUAACGUUACGACCGCAGAGGUUUUUGUAAUGACCUGUCAAACACACCCCAGUAAUGGCUGAAAUGGGAUCAAUGGAAUACAUUGGCUUUCCAUUGCAUUUAUAAGAACAAUAAAGCUUUGUCAGGGAUUUAACGCACCGUCUGGACACUGGCAUCACAAGAAAGAGAAGAAAGAUAACUUUAUUUUGAUGUGUUCAUUUUUGUGGAGUUGAAAAAAGUAUUAUUUUAAUACAGUUGAAAAUUAGAUGUGCUGAAAUUAAAGCAACUUCCGAAAAUGAACACUUGGAUUAUAGUGAUAUUAUGUCUGAUCUCGAAAUUUUUUUAAAGUAUGUUUAGAUAGGUGUAAUCUAGAGCCAAGCAUGUUGAUUUUUAAUCCGAGGACAUCCUGCUAUUGACACACUUGUUGAAUUAUGCAAGAGAACGAGACAACAGUAGUUAAUGAGGCAGACUAGACAGCGCAGGUGAGUGAUGGUAGUGUAGACAGAGCAAGUGUUUGGUUGUUGCAGCCCUGUUCCAUCCCUUUAUGUUAAUGUCUUCAUAUAUGCAAAUACACCCAGUGUAUUUAUGUAAAUGAGGCACAUACAAUUUUCUUUCUUUUAAUAUUUUAACACAAAAUAUUUGUUAAAUACCUGAUACAGUAAACCAAAAUUAUAUGUGACCGACCGCCUCGAUUCGGUCUUAUGUAGCAACAUUUGAAAUUGUGUUUUUUACAUUGGAUAGAAGUAGAGACUCAGAGCUAGAAAAUGGUAUAGCAUACACUGCAGAUGAGGAACAAUGGGAAAGUAAUUCUGCUUUCAAAGUUGAUAAACUUGUAACCCCACUUUUGAGGAAAUGGCCCUUGAAUGUUUUGGUACACCUACUGGAGAGCUCUUCUUUGUCUACACCCAUUCGGCAUCGUUCACACCCUCUUAAGCCUUAGCCCCGCCAAUCUCUUUAAGGAUUCACAUGUGAGGCCAUGUGGCAAACACGCUAUAUCAAAUAAAAUCUACAUUUAUUUGUCACAUGCACAGGAUACAGAAGGUGUAAACGGUACAGUGAAGUGGUUACUUGCAUAGGAGCAAUAUCAAAAACAGAAAGUGUCCAGAUAAAAAUAUGUUAUAAAUAUUUUAUCAUUAUUAGAUGACACUUACCCGACACACUUGACUAAAUUGAUGGAAUCAUGUGAAAUAAAUGCUAUAACCACCCCCCAGUCACAUCUAGCUAAGUGGAUGGGUAACUAUUGUCUAGACAUGUACACAUGUUCAUGAAAUACAAUAGAUGGCCGUAAUGACCCCAAGACACACCUGGCUAAUUUCAUGGGUCAUGUAAUAAUCCGGCCGAAGUGGAGUCUUUUGUUUAGACAUGUAGCUAGCUAGGUAGCUAGCUACCUAAACAAUGAACCAGCAUAAUCCCAACUCAUACUACUACCAAUACAAACAUUGUCAUAGAUGUAGUAUGAAUCUGCAGGUAGCUAAAGCUAACAAACUAGGUUAAAUGUUAGCUAGCUAACAUUAGGCUAUAACUAGCAACGCAAAUGGAUUUCUGAUUCGAAUAACAUUACUACACAGAUCAUACACGUAACGUCAGCUAGCGAGCCAGCAAGCUAACGUUUGCCAGUUAACUAACAGUACGCUUUAACUUGCAAUAAAAAAGACUUUCUGACAAAAUGUGAAACUUAUAUCUGAAAAUGGAGCAAGACUUACCCGUAUACAUGGAUGAACGCUUCACGGCAGACUGGAACCAUUUAACUCAGUUUUGUUUGUAGCUACAUCUUGUUUGGCCAGCGUUGUGUCAAGUCACUCCGGUUAACACUGCACGUGGCGUGUGCAGAAAGUAGCCCAUCACUUUUUCCAACUGAUCUGUUGAUAGCGCCUGCUAAAUUCAGGGCAUCAAUGUUGUUGAGAAAAGUAGCAAAACUUUUGUAGUUCUGGAUGGCUGACGUUAUAUCGUUCAAAAACGAUGCGGUAGAAAGGACUGUCAACACAUACUGAACAGCUCACGUUAUAGACAGAAGCAUGCUACAUGGCAGACCAAUCCAAACUCAUCUCCCGGCAUGUCCAGCCCACCCAUUAUCUCAGCCAGUCAUGGCUAGCGGGAAGGUCCCUGUCUUUUUCCGUGGCUAAACCAAACUAGGCUCGUAAUAAAAAGAAUAAUAAUAGUAUUUAUGGAAUACAACUUUGUUAUUAAGGCACAUGAAAGUUCACAUGUUCCAGAAGGCAUUUCUGCCUUUUUGAUAAAAAAAUAAAUGUUUACGUUCAAAUGCCGCUCCUGUGAAGUAGUGACAUGCGGCAUACACCUAGUUUCCUGAAACGAGUCACAUAUAUGAGUGCAUUCUAAGAAAAGAAGGGUGACAUUUUACAAUAAAUUGAAUACCCACCCAAAUUCCUGAACUCCAUUAAUUAUUUGUCUGUGCCAGUAAAAUGUUUUAUGUGCUAUAAUUCAGUCAAUAUCUGAUGGAUUAUAAAAAUUCAAAACGUUUGGAAUAUCUUCAACUACUGCAUUUAUUAAAAUUGUUUUUAAAACCUUUAAAAAAUGUUGAUGACCGUUGCUAUAUGCAUACCUGUUAAGAUACAGCCCUUGCCUGUCACUGAUGACCUGUGUCCAUGUGUGUCCCUGUGUCUCUAGGAGUGUGCGGGCGAGCCUCUGUUUAUGCUGUACUGUGCCAUGAAGCAGCAGAUGGAGAAGGGGCCUAUAGACUCCAUCACAGGAGAGGCACGUUACUCACUCAGUGAGGACAAGCUCAUCAGACAGCAGAUCGACUACAAGACCCUGGUUAGUGCUGUCAAAUAGAAAUAUUUUACAGGGCGAUAAUGAUAUUUGAUAAAAUAUAUGAUUUACCUUUAAGAAGGCAUUAAGGGCGAUAGGAUUUUGCAUUACCUCAGUGACCUUAAUUAGUGCUUUCUGCUUGAGUAUGCGAUUCAAAUUCCUGCAAAUGCCAACUAAGUAAGCUGACAUGAGCUGGACCUAAUUCCUCGCCCCUCCCUCCCCUAUCAGACACUCCACUGUGUGAACCCAGAGAACGAGAACGCCCCGGAGGUGACGGUGAAGGGGCUGAACUGUGACACCAUCACCCAGGUGAAGGAGAAGCUGCUGGAUGCUGUGUACAAGGGCAGCCCCUACUCCCAGAGACCCAAGGCUGGGGACAUGGACCUGGGUAAGAACACCAGGAGGAGAUUGUGUUUACAGUGUGUGUUUACAGUGUGUGUUUACAGUGUGUGUUUACUGUGUGUGUUUACAGUGUGUGUGUGUGUGUCUGUUUACAGUGUGUGUUUACAGUGUGUGUGUGUGUGUGUGUGUGUGUAUGUGUGUGUUUACAGUGUGGGUUUACAGUGUGUGUGCGCACGCUCUAUUCUCAUCCUCCUCUUCCCUUCACAGAGUGGCGUCAGGGAAGGAUGGCCAGAAUCAUCCUUCAGGAUGAGGAUGUCACCACCAAGAUUGACAAUGACUGGAAACGCCUCAACACACUGGCCCACUAUCAGGUGAGAGAAGACAGAGGAGGUGGGUGGGCUGGGGUUACAAUAGUGUACUGCCUCGGCGGUUUUAUCUAUGCAAAUAGACAGUGGAUGGAGUGAUUGACAGGACAGCAUUUAUAAGACAACCUUUUGUUUUUCAAUCCUUGUAGGUGACGGACGGCUCAGUGAUCGCUCUGGUGCCAAAGCAGAACUCAGCCUACAACAUAUCCAACUCCUCCACCUUCACCAAGUCUCUCAGCAGAUAUGGUGAGUCAAUCCUUCUUCUUUCUUUUUCUCUUAAUCUCUCUCUCAAUCUUUGCCUUUCUUUGCUCUCUCUGUUUGUCUUUCUUGAUAGUAAGCAAGAUUUUACUCAGCCUCUCUAAACUGAGAUAACCAUAAAUCCACCAAUAUCUAUCCAGCCUACACCACUUCAGAGGCAUUUUCACCAUCUAGGAAAUGACAGGCAUUACAUCAGACAGCUCAUUCCUCCUGCCAGAGACUGAUGACCAAUAGCUAACAGCUUUAAACACAACCUCAGCUCCACACCACAUCAGUGUAACCAGCUCCAUGGCAAAAACCUUUUCCAGAAGCUUUCAGCUUUGUUAUUGUUUUCCCUCCCUCUCCUUAUGUGCGCCGUUGUGUUGAUAAGGGGUUACAAUAGCAAUGCUGAAAGGCCAGUGAAAGCCAGGCUGGUUUGUUCGUCCACAGAGAGGAUCGCCAAGCCCUGGCUGUUGUAAGAGCAGACGUAAACGUGUACCACUCUCCCCCAGAAGCCAAUGGACAUGAUUGCAAUGGAAUUACAGGCACUCAAGCAGCAGUAGCAACAGCAGCAGCAGUAGUAGUAGUAGCAGCCUUAUGAUGAAUGUACAAUAGAUGUAGGAAUACAUGAGGCCUAUUGGCUGCUGGGAGAGUGGCUGCAGAAUGUUCUGGUGUGAACAAGCUGAUAAUGGGGUCUCAAACAAGGUUGUUGGCAUGGAGACCAAUCUUAGUCACACUGGUUUUGUUUUCCUCUUUGGUCAUUACUCGUUUUAACCCCCCACAUGACAUACGUGUUGCAGGAGUUCGUUUCUGGCGCGCUGUUUAAAUACUACAGGGCCCAUAUUCACAAAGUGUCUAAAGAGUGCUGAUCUAGGAUCAGGUCCCCCUGUUAUUUAUUAUGAUUGAGACGCUUUGUGAAUACAGGCCCUGAUCUCAGUAGAGUUAAUUGGGAACAUUCAGGGCAGUUGUCUUGCUCUGAUGCCCCACUGUUCUUUUGAUUUGGUCUAGCGGAAAGAAACAACAAACCCAGAACCACUGACACACAUUAGUCUCUAUGUGUCAGUGAGUUUCUGAGAUCUAAUUCUCUCAUCCUCUCACCCUGAAAACCAGGGUGCCCUCCCUGCGCUCAGACGCUCAGAAGCUCAGAAGCCCCGAGCGUCACGCCAUCAUUCAGAGAUAGACAGAGAUUGAAGUUGUUUUCUCUCCUUUCAUCCAUCCCUCCAUACAUUAAGGAGGGACUGACACCCCUGCGUUCAGGCUGCCCUCGCAGUCUCCUCCCCAGGCAGCCUCCCUCCCAUGCCGGCUGCCACUGCAGCAGGCUGGCUGAUAAGAGGAACACGGUAGAUAGGCAUCCUUUGGUUUACCGUAAUGAAGUUUGACACUCGCACCUUUAAUAAUGAAGCAGUGCAUGGAGGCAGUCGGCCCCAGGGAGGAGAGGAGAGGAGACUCACACAAUGGAGCCUGUACAGCCUGACUCAUCCACUACCACAGGCAGGAAGGAUAUUGGUGUAUUGUGUAUGGGGUUCUAUUAUAUCCAGGACUAUAACAUUAUGGGCCAUUUGGUAUGGGGAGAGGGGAGGGGGACAAGCGAGGGAGAUUAAGAUGGAAGGGCUGGUGUAAAAACAUGUGUGCUAAUGAUAAGAAGGAUAGCAGAUUGUCUUUCCUAUCUCCUCUCUAGGCCCUACCUCAAUGAAAAUGAGGCACACUGUUUUCAUUCUCCUACUUUGCCAAUUAGUUAGAGUCUGCCAAUUGAGAAUAAUGAGUCGGCUAGCUCUCCUCGCUCCUUAGUUGAGGCCUAAUCAUAUUUCUCACCAUCCAUCCACAUCUCUGACGUACAAUAGGAGUUGUUACAAUAGGAGAGGCUACAGGGAUCUGUUGUCUUGCUCAUUAAUGUUCUUUCCAUCUCAGAGGUCAGGUCCCAGUGCAUCAUGGGCUGUGACCUUGUGACAGACAGACUGACACUCUGCUCCUCACGCUGGCACAGUCUUUGUUCUGGCUGGAUGAUGGCCAGAUAGACAGCCCAAAGAGCCCUUUGUUCACUAGACUAAAUGUGACUGUUAUUUAGUCAGUCAGCAGACAAAAUAUGUUUGUCUUCUAAUUUAUGUUUGUCCAAUAUGUGCAGAGCUUGGCAAGGGUCAGAUAAAGUUUUAAAAGGCAUAAUUUUGACCUGAAAUAUGUGAUUUAUAUGAGUGCGUAUCACUGUUUAAACUCAAGUUGAAGCUCUCACAAUAGGGCAUGGAACCAGGGAGUCAGACUGGUCUGUUCUGGUCAUCUUGUUCCAUUGACCUCUAAAGACCUCUGUAUUGUGUGUUCCUGAUGAACCUGUCUUUGACCUGAUGUUCCUAUCUCUCUCUUGUGCAGAGAGCAUGUUGCGAACGGCCAGCAGUCCAGACAGCCUGCGCUCCCGCACCCCUAUGAUCACUCCUGACCUGGAGAGUGGUACCAAGCUGUGGCACCUGGUCAAGAACCACGACCACUCUGACCAGCGCGAGGGAGACCGCGGCAGCAAGAUGGUGUCUGAGAUCUAUCUGACCCGUCUGCUGGCCACCAAGGUAAGAUUACAUAGACACCAGGCCAGCCUAUAUCACACAUGUAUAGUACUGUUAAUGUAAGUCAACUCAUCUGAAUGUUGAGUAAGUCAUUGAAAUAGCCUCCAUAUCGUCGCUGUCGGAUGAAAACCUUGUAACAAAAUGUUUGCCAAUUGUCAUUUUUUGUCAUGUAUUGAAAGCAGUAACUCCACUCAAUGUACUCCAUUUCGUCACUCUAUGACCACGAAAAUGUAAACAGCUUUUCCUUGGUGAAGAGGACCUCUUUUCUUCGCUAGUCCCUUGAUGUGCCUGUCUCUUUAACAGCUCAGCCUCCGUUGCAGUGUUGUAUUCCUCUGGCGUCCCUCAUAUCAGCCAAGUCCCUGUUAACUGGCCAAACAGGGCCGGCCUGCCACUCUCUUCUCGCCUAGCUGCCUCUGAGCUGAUUGUUUCCAUCCUAAUUGUAGGGGAAGAAAACCAUGGAAAUUAGACGCUGUUUACAAGCCUCUUGGGUGGUCAAUUUCGAUUCAUAAUAAAAAAAGAUAGAUAAAUAUAAAGGGGGAGUAGAGAAGAGAAAAUAGCAGGAGACAGGUCCAUUUGUUGUGGAAUUGAGUGUUUCGUGGUGCGUGAUGCAGAGAAGUGAAAGGAAUUCAGAUAGCUCACGUAGGUCUGUCUGUCUGGUAAACCAGCAUAUCUCAGUACUUUGAUCUUGGAGGAGCAGAAUGUGGCGUCCUCUCCACAGCCACUCCCCCUUAAUAGAUGCUGGUUGCUGUAAGGGAUGUGGGUUUGAUUUGAAAUCUGUAGGUGUGUAAUUGGAGAAGAACCCAGAGAACUAAACCUCUGUCCUCUCCUCUCCUCAGGGUACGUUACAGAAGUUUGUGGAUGACCUGUUUGAGACCAUCUUCAGCACGGCCCACCGCGGUAGCGCCCUGCCUCUCGCCAUCAAGUACAUGUUUGACUUCCUGGACGAGCAGGCCGACAAACACUCCAUAUCAGACUCGGAUGUACGGCACACCUGGAAGAGUAACUGGUGAGACACAUUACAAACAUUGAGUGCCUGUGUGUUUUGGUUGUAUAAUGUGUGUGGUUGUUGACACAUCUCCUCAUGAUGACACAUCUCCUCUCUCUCUCUCCCAUCCCAGUUUGCCUCUGCGAUUCUGGGUGAAUGUGAUCAAGAACCCCCAGUUUGUGUUUGACAUCCAUAAGAACAGCAUCACAGAUGCCUGUCUGUCUGUGGUGGCCCAGACCUUCAUGGACUCAUGCUCUACAUCAGAACACAAGCUGGGCAAAGACUCGCCCUCCAACAAGCUGCUCUACGCCAAGGAUAUCCCCAACUACAAGAACUGGGUGGAGAGGUAUGUAUGACACAGAUCUCAACUCCACAGACUGUAAGAUUGUCCAUCUCAUGGUUUAUGUCAAGCAGAUAUACCGUAGUAUGCACUUAGCAUGUAAACGGUUGAUCAAAUGAUAUCAGAGGUGUUUAUAGAGGAGAGAGUUGACGAGACGGUUGUUGACAAGUACUUCUCCUUGUAGUCCAGUCCUUCACAUUCUUAACUAAAAGGUGUCCUCUCCAGUCUGGGAUGCCAACCCCUAACCCCUCCUCUCUCCUGAUCCCCUCCUGUCCUGUAGGUACUACUCCGACAUCUCCCGUAUGCCAGUCAUCAGUGACCAGGACAUGAGUGCCUACCUGGCUGAACAGUCCCGGCUGCACCUCAGUCAGUUCAACAGCAUGAGCGCCCUGCACGAGAUCUACUCCUAUAUUGUCAAGUACAAAGAUGAGGUGAGUCACCAGUAUAUUAUUAAGAUAUUAAUCAUAGACAUCAUAAUAAUAUAGAUAUAUUAUUAAAAUAAGUUAGAUUUGUUAGUCACAGCAUGAAGAGAUCAGAACAGAAUUGCCAUUGUUUCUGUAUGUUAAAGGGUUGAUACAGAAGCACCCUCUAUGUGCCCUCUUGUUUUCAUGAUGAAUGGAAUGGUGGCGUUCUAAUUCAAUUAAUAGAUAACUGAGUAGACAUCCAUAAUUGCAUGCAGCUAUUAAAAUCAUUAAAGUACAUAUUAUGAAGCUAAUGGACCACAUUGGAUGUACAGUAUGUGUUUUAUUAAUUCUCCCAUGUGCUAUCCUUUCAGGAAGUUAAUUAACACACUUCAUUCCAUGUGCAUAAAUAUAUUUUCAUUCUUGAAACAUUGCUUAUUCAUUGAGGCAGUGCCAGUGAAGUGUAGCUACUUCAUGUAGGAGAUGUGAAUGAGAGUGUACACUUUGUGCUAAUUCUCAGAGAGCUGAGCUGAGCCAAGCAGCCUGGAGAGGGCUGAGGCCAGUAACUAACGGAGACUGGGCUGUGGAAAUGAAGAGAUAAUGAAGCAGUGCAGAAGCUCCCUCCACUCUAUCCCCUCCAUCCACUGCCAGCCAUUAGGACAGACAGACAGUCGGACAGCCAGGCAUGAAGGCAAUGCUAGGAUAGCUUCUGUACUGUACUCACUCUGAGAUUGUGUGCCUGGGGUGGCAGGUAGCCUAGCGGUUAAGAGCGUUGGGCCAGUAACUGUAAGUUGGCUGGUUCAAAUCCCCUAGCCGGCGAGGUGGAGAAUUAUGUUGUUCUGACCUUGAUUAAGGACAGAGGGGUUGGGUUAAAUGCGGAAGACACAUUUCUGUUGAAUGCAUUGUUGCGCAACUGACUAGGUAUCCCCUUUCCUGUUGUGGCCUUCACAAACACGUAAACAAUGUGUAGCUCUGUCUGCUUAGACAAUUCUUCUUACCUUGUCGGUUAUAGUGCCUUGAGUGUGUGCUGUGAGAGGUUCCGGCAGCCUCUCUGCUUGCCUUUUCAAAGGGCGUGGGGGUAGAGAGCGGUGGUGGUGGGAAUGGUAGAGUGGUGGUGGUGGGAAUGGUAGAGUGGUAGCGGUGGUGGUGGGAAUGGUAGAGUGGUAGCGGUGGUGGUGGGAAUGGUAGAGCGGUGGUGGUGGGAAUGGUAGAGCGGUGGUGGUGGGAAUGGUAGAGUGGUGGUGGUGGGAAUGGUAGAGUGGUGGUGGAAGUGAGUGGGGUAUAAUCAGUCAUCUCCACUCAGCAUCAGACCCCAUCUCGACCCCUUUCUCUCCCCUCCUCUAUCAGCAGUGCUGGAUCCUGUGGUUUAGGCGAGAGCUGCAUCUGCCUCCAUUUAAGCAGCCGCUCCCCUUCAUUAAGGCUUAUUAUCCAGUUGCGGGUGGCUGCAGGGUCCUCCUCCCGCCCCCUCGUCUCCCACAGCAGCACUAACACACGGUGCAUUAGCAGUCCACCAUGCAGCCUCCUGCAUGACUCCCUAACAGCUAGUACACAGCUAUCCAUCUCUGAUGGACCCACCGGCACCUCCUCUUCCAGUUCCCAUAAUGCCAUAGUACAUACAGUGGCUUGCGAAAGUAUUCACCCCCCUUGGCAUUUUUCCUAUUUUGUUGCCUCACAACCUGGAAUUAAAAUUGUUUUUUUGGGGGUUUGUAUCAUUUGAUUUACACAACAUGUCUACCACUUUGAAGAUGCAAAAUAUUUUUUAUUGUGAAACAAACAAGAAAUAACACGAAAAAACAGAAAACUUGAGCGUGCAUAACUAUUCACCACCUCAAAGUCAAUACUUUGUAGAACCACCUUUUGCAGCAAUUACAGCUGUAAGUCUCUUGGGGUAUGUCUCUAUAAGCUUGGCACAUCUAGCCACUGGGAUUUUUGCCCAUUCUUCAAGGCAAAACUGCUCCAGCUCCUUCAAGUUGGAUGGGUUCCGCUGGUGUACAGAAAUCUUUAAGUCAUACAUUUUAGUCAUUUAGCAGACGCUCUUAUCCAGAGUGACUUACAGUUAGUGAGUGCAUACAUUUGUUUUUUCAUACUGGCCCCCCGUGGGAAACGAACCCACAACCCUGGCGUUGCAAGCGCCAUGCUCUACCAACUGAGCUACAGGGGACUACAGAUACCACAGAUCCAUACCACAGAUUCUCAACUGGAUUGAGGUCUGGGCUUUGACUAGGCCAUUCCAAGACAUUUAAAUGUUUCCCCUUAAACCACUCAAGUGUUGCUUUAGCAGUAUGCUUAGGGUCAUUGUCCUGCUGGAAGGUGAACCUCUGUCCCAGUCUCAAAUCUCUGGAAGACUAAAACAGGUUUCCCUCAAGAAUUUCCCUGUAUUUAGCGCCAUCCAUCAUUCGAUCAAUUCUGACCAGUUUCCCAGUCCCUACCAGAGUACCUUCUUCCAUAUGUUUGGGGAGUCUCCCACAUGCCUUUUGGCGAACACCAAACGUGUUUGCUUAUUUUUUGCUUUAAGCAAUGGCUUUUUUCUGGCCACUCUUCCGUAAAGCCCAGCUCUGUGGAGUGUACAGCUUAAAGUGGUCCUAUGGACAGAUACUCCAAUCUCCGCUGUGGAGCUUUGCAUCUCCUUCAGGGUUAUCUUUGGUGUAUUUGUUGCCUCUCUGAUUAAUGCCCUCCUUGCCUGGUCCGUGAGUUUUGGUGGGCGGCCCUCUCUUGGCAGGUUUGUUGUGGUGCCAUAUUAUUUCCAUUUUUUUUAUAAUGGAUUUAAUGGUGCUCCGUGGGAUGUUCAAAGUUUCAGAUAUUGUUUUAUAACCCAACCCUGAUCUGUACUUCUCCACAACUUUGUCCCUGACCUAUUUGGAGAGUUACUUGGUCUUCAUGGUGCCGCUUGCUUAGUGGUGUUGCAGACUCUGGGGCCUUUCAUAACAGGUGUAUAUAUACUGAGAUCAUGUGACAGAUCAUCUGACACUUACAUUGCACACAGGUGGACUUUAUUUAACUAAUUAUCUGACUUCUGAAGGUAAUUGGUUGCACCAGAUCUUAUUUAGGGCUUCAUAGCAAAGGGGGUGACUACAUAUGCACGCAACACUUUUACGUUAUUUAUGUUUUAGAAUUUUUUGAAAUAAGUUAUUUUUUUCAUUUCACUUCACCAAUUUGGACUAUUUUGUGUAUGUCCAUUACAUGAAAUCCAAAUAAAAAUCCAUUUAAAUUACAGGUUGUAAUGCAACAAAAUAGGAAAAACGCCAAGGGGGAUGAAUACUUUUGUAAGGCGCUGUACAGCACCUCAGCUGUGCUUUCUAUAUCGACCCCUUGCAGCUUCUACAGUCAUCCGCCUGUUUGAUUUCAUUUUCCAUCUAUACAAUGUCAUAUAGUAGAAAUCAGUGGCGGCUCCUGAAAAAAUUCUCAGGAGAGGGGCCAUUUUUCUGAUUGAUUAGGUGACCUACACACAUUAAAAAAAGAAUGUCCAGCAACAAACCAUGAAGACAGGGGGCAGCAUUAUAAGUCAAUACCAGGAAGCAUUAUAUUGAUGAUCUCAAGUGUUGGCUUACCAGGGUGUUGGAGCCCUCAGUUUCAUUUCUUUGCCUCGCCAAAGCAACUCAAACCUCCGAAAAACUUCACAACUGAUUAGCGGCGAGGAUGUGGCGGUUUUGCUAAUGUCUAGUAAAUAUAUUUUUAUAGUGAAUAUUGGAAUAUGAUAUGUUCGAGUAAAAUGUUUGUGCUAAGAUCUAUUAGGUCAGGAGCUGCGUGAUAAGUUCUGUCCUAUCCAAUAACAAUGGACAAAAGGGUCCUAUCUUGUCAGCCUUGUCAGCAGGUGGCCAAGGACAACACCCACGCCAUAGGCCUCUCAGUUCUUCCAACUCACGAGUUCUUGCUCUGAGGACACACACACACACACAAACACACACACACACAUCAUCACUGUUAAACACACACACACACACACACAUCAUCACUGUUAAACACACACACACACACACACACACACACACAAAAAUCCCCUCUCUUAGGCUGAACAUUUGAAGACAGAGAACCCGACUCAGAGCCAAUGCAACAGUGACAGUAGCCUGCAGGGGACCUCGCCCAACUCAUCAGGACCAAUCAGAAGAUCAGAACUACUAGAUUGAACCUACUUCAUUUAUUGCAUAAAAUGUCUGCACACAAUGUUUCGGGGCUCUCUUCAGAUAAUAAUAAUAAUAAUAAUAAUAAUAUGCCAUUUAGCAGACGCUUUUAUCCAAAGCGACUUACAGUCAUGCGUGCAUACAUUUUUGUGUAUGGGUGGUCCCGGGGAUCGAACCCACUACCUUGGCGUUACAAGCACCAUGCUCUACCAGCUGAGCUACAGAAAGUGGAUACUCAUGGAUGCGCAUUGCAAUUGUAAAAUGUCAACACAAUUGGAGACACCACGUCAUUUUUGGAGACAUGUUAUUGACAGUAAACUAUUGUAGAUGCGACUGCUAACUAACUAAAACAUUUUAGCUGGCUAGCUAAUCAUCUUAGCUAAAUGUGGGGCAAACAAUUCAGUUAUUUACCGUUAAUUUGAGGGAUUGGGGUGAAAGAAAUCGAGUUACAUAGUGAUACUUUACGAUAUACUGUAUUGACAAUAUCGCAAUAUUUUAGCGCUAGUUGGCUGUACCUGCACCAAAACACCAUUAUUGUUCCUUCAUAGCUUGUUCUCAAUCUUUUCACAUUGGGAGCCAAUUUGUUUUCAGCACUUUUAUUUCCAUGACUGAUCAAAACUCGUUCUCAUGGCUUUCUGAUCCCUCUGCAACAGACAUAUGGUGCGCAAUAAAAUCACAGUAUCGAAUCGCAAUACGUAUAGAAUCAUGAGACUCGCAAUGCUGAUGCAUAUAUCUUAUCGUGAGGUUCCUGGCAAUUCCCAGCCCAAGUUCAUUUGCCACAACAAAUCUCUUCGCUAGCAAACGCGAUGUCUUCUCCAAAACGGCAAUGUGUCUCCAGCAAUGUUUACUUUUCUGACGUUCUAUGGCAUCUCCACUUUCCAAGCAUAUAUGACCACAUGUAAUAUUUUGGUAAGUGAUGCAAAUAGUGAACUAUGUAGGGCCAGGAUGUAAAAUAUAUGUAGCUGCAGCAAUUUCUCUUAUCUGAUAUGGUAAGUAAUGGGGCUUAAUUUGUAGCUCCCUAAGAGUUUGACGAACGGGUCCGUGAACGCGAUUCCAGAUAUAUUUACCUCUGAAUAAACUGCCUUUAUUACACCAUAUCCACAUCCAGUAAACUUGUGAUUAUCAACACUAACCUCAUCGUUGUGGCGGCGGACAGCUAGCCUGUAUCCCUCGUCAUCCAGUUGAGUGAGUGGCAAUGUCUUUUUUCGUUCGUACCAAUUUUUGGAAAAUCCUCGGGUGUAGGACUUUCCGCCUUUAGUAGAAACCUGUUGAAUUAUUAAAUUUGGUCUGGGAGGUCCUAAUUGUUUCGUUGCCAAUUUAUCUUCAUUUGUUCGCCGAUUAAAAGGAACUUCUUUCAAACAAUCCACUCUUUUCUCAGUUACGUUCAUGGUUACGUAACGUAUGACGAAAGCGCGUAAGUGCAAGCCCACAGACACCCAUUGAGAUUGUAUUGAAGGCUCUGAAAUUUGAAAAAAAUAGAUUUUACAUGGGAGUCUAUGACAGAAGUUCUGGGCGAUUUUCAAUCUGACUGAAAUCGCCCCAAAAGGGGGUGGAGCCAUUUGAAGCACGACUUUAGCCUGAUUCGACAUUUAGUGGCAGUGUGGCACUGUGGCAGAUCAGACGUAUAGAUUACAACACUGAUAACUACUGUUGCCGUGAUAUAAUUGAUUAGAAAAAAAAUCCCUUCCUUUUCCCGUUUGGCAGUGCGUCGCCCAUAUCGCCCUAUUGAACAGGCCGUCCCUGGUAGAAAUUCAACGUUCCAUGUUCGUACCUAUAUAUGAGUAAUGUUUGUAGGGGAAGAGAUCGUAUUCCUUUGGUAUUUUAAAUACCAAUAAAUAGCCUGCUCAUGCCACCAUGACAGCAUGUUUGCUUCAACAGCUGUUUACACAGACUGACAGAUGUUCUGAUAGACUUUCUCUGUUGGUGGUCCACCCUGAUGAUCUGUCUCCCUCUCUCUCAUCCCUGUCUUCUCCAUCCCUCUCUCCUCCCUCCCCAGAUCCUGUCUGCGCUGCAGAAGGACGAGCAGUCUCGCAGGCAGAGACUGCGCAGUAAGCUGGAGCAGGUCAUCGACACCAUGGCCCUGGCCAGCUGA
Coregonus sp. 'balchen' is the source of this 49457-nucleotide messenger RNA. NCBI's taxonomy places the organism in Eukaryota, Metazoa, Chordata, Actinopteri, Salmoniformes, Salmonidae. The record is from the annotation of a GenBank genome assembly.